AUGGGCGUCCUCCCCUGUGACCAUUCUCCACGGGGGACCGCAGCGGUAAGGCCAUGCUUAGCAGCACUCUCUGCUCUGCUGGGUCCUUUCUUGGUAGAGAGGUGUGUGACUCUAAAGCUUUUCUGCGAAAAUCCUGAGGAAAAAUCACACAAUGAAAACUUUGAAUGUGGAAUAAAAAAAAGCUGCAGUCAUGAAAAAAGAGAUCGAAAAAUAUAGCAUCUGAAUAAGGAGUGAGCAAAUGAAUAUUCAACAUCUCACGGUUGGUAAUUGACAAACUAGAAUUAAUAAGAAUUGUAAUGAGAUAUUGUUAAGAGCACGCAGUGGAUCAGAGAAAAGCUGAAUAAUACAUCUGAUAUUAAAAUAUACAGACCUAAGAUUACAGUGUGAACAUGCUGCAUGUACAGACUAUGCAAUAUGCACUCUAUCACCAUUCUUACAUUUGGUAUGCAGUUAUACACAACGUGUAAAACUGUGGGUUUCAAUGAUUCCCAAGAACACAGCUCAAAAUAAAGGCAAAUAAAAGCUGUGAGAUGUGACAGAGUCAGUGUGAUAACCAUUAGAUUGUAUUUCACCCUCCUAUUGUUCCACACUGGUUUGUCUCUGCCUACCUUUGUCUUUUGUCUUGUGCUGAUUUCUGCCAGCGUACUGUGCAGAGGGAUGUGGAGAUAAGGGAGCUGUUUGUGCAUAUCCACUAUUCAGCCUCCCACUGGGUGUUGUAGGCAAAAGAGGUAACGAAGGAGGGGGGUGAAAAGAAAGAGAAAGUGUGCACAAACAAAACCAUACAGCCAAUAACAGAGGUACAUGCUUACAAAAACAAAAAGACAAAAUAAAGCCCAACUCAUGGUUAGCAGUGCUUGAGAGAUGAAAUAGCUUUGCAGGAGUGUUUUGUAAUCAAUAAUGCAUGGCUGUCCAUCUUCGGAAAAGAGAGAAAGGCCCUCCAAACACACCAGAGGCAUCAGACACUUUUCAUUUCAUGCUGAAGGUCAGCAGAGCAGCAUGGACGUCCCUGCAGUGCAAAACACCAGGAAGUAAACACAGAGAAAAUCACUCUUACGUUCAGUCCCCUACACAAAGAGUCAUGCUGUCAUAAAGGGACUCUCUUCAAUGAUAGGAGAUUUCAGAUUGAGUGCUUUUGAUAUCAUAUAAUCAAUAACGUAAUCUUAUCUGUUUGGAUUGAGGGUUUAGAUUACAGCCUUUAAGUGUUAUAACCUAAUUUAAGAUAUGGACGGAAAUGCCUGAGGUCCGACAGAAGUAUGUAGGAGACAGCACAUUUCUUUCCAGUUACAUGUUAAGAGUUGACAUAGAGGUGUGUGACAAGGUGUUAUCCUUAUACUGUUGCUAAUUCUGCCUCUUUCUUGUGACAGUGUUUUUGCUGAGACAAAAAAAUAUAUAUCUCACCUUGUCAUUUUUAUGAUUAAAUUCAUCUCUCCCUGUGAGUAUUUGCUACAGGAAAAGUAACAAAGACUGUUUUCUCAUUGUACAUAACCCCUCACAGCAGUAAGAGACAUUAACAAUUACAACACAGAAAUUGUCAAUCUUGUUGUCCCACUAUGGACAACUUGGUUCCGCCUUCUGCCAGUAUACGGAUUGAAAGCCAAAAAGCUCCCGGUAAUUCCGCGUUUUUUCUCCACCUCCUGAAACCAACAUUGCGCCGUGGCGUUGUAUGCACUCCACCACUUGCGCAGUAGCAUUGUACGCAUUCAGCAGGAGGGUCACCAAGAGUCGCUGUGAUGGCACCCAGCUCAAACAGCUUAUCCCCCGGGUGAGCUUCGCAUUCUUUGUACGCUGAUAGGCUGUAUCAAGUGUCAAUCAUAGAAAACAUGAACCCCCUAAUAACUUUUAGAAAUGAAGCUGCACAGAAAAAAGAGGACUUGAGCACAAAACUGUCUUACAGUAACUACAUGUCAACAUCACAAGCAGGGGGGAGAAAAAUUUAUAUUCUGUGUAAUAAAUUUCUAAAGUUUGUCCACAGCUCCAUUAGGAUUGCUGGAGGAGGUGGGAUUUAUGAACUAUACUGCAGCCCGUCACCAGAGGGUGCUGUUCUGUGAUUCAUGAUAAGUUUGAUCCUGCGCAAAAUACUUAAAAAAAAAAAAUUCUAUGGAUUAAACACUGAUUCAGACAUACUAUAUUCUGAUUCAAGCACAUCUGUUCUACAAACUGCUCUUUUCUAAAUGCUAAAAUCAAACAUUAAUAAAAUUUAGAAAGGUACUUCUCUGAAAUAUGUUCAACACUUGUCUUAUUCUUCAUUUGAUUAGUGUUUUAUUGAUUUCUGGUGUGCGCUGAAUAAUAUUAAAUGAAGGAUAUAGUCUACUGUUAUCAAAACACAUCCUCCUGAUUUUCAUUUCAUUCUCUUCUUCUAACUUCAUUACUCUGCUUACUUGGCCUCAAUGCAAAUUCAACCCCACACUCCUUGGCAUUUUUACCAACAGCCCCCCGCUCAGUUUGGAUGGCUGUUAAAUAUUUAUUCCUCUCCCUCCUCGCUGCAUUAUGACACUGUGCUCAUCACCUGCUCCAGAGCCAUCGGCCUGGAUCGAUUUCCCUCCUCAAGCUUCCGCACAUCUGGAUAAAUUAUUCUGACCGCAGCACAGCCCGCCUCAGCCACCAGAAAUACAAACAUGCAGAUACACUCGGAAAAACACCCCCCACCCACACACGUAUGUAUAUAAACAGUACACAUACAAAUAGAAACAGCUAUGUGUGGUAGUGUAUGAAUGUCUGAAUGUAAUAAGCUAAGCAGGAGCAGCAUCCCAUCCCCCACCUUUGGUCACACUCACACAGAUAACCCAGAGUAUAUAAAAAAGUACUUAUAUUUGACCUCACUGGUGUACUUACUUACUUGCAGGCAGAAAAAUAGGCCUGCACAUGCUAACCUGUAUAUGCACACACAUACAGUACACGCACCGACCAUAUCACACUAUAAAAGCCCUGAGUGCUAAGCGUCUGCUCAUGCACUGAGAAUGACACAUCAGGAUAAUCAGCUUCCUACCACAUGAAGCUCUGGCCCCAUGACGGCUCAGAUCAAUUAGACACCAUUAAAGGCUGGUCCCAGAACAGCCAUGGAGACUUCCUAUGUCUUCUCUCCACUCUGCAGGGUGCUAACGAAAUCCAUCUUCUCCCUCGCCCAAACCUAAUUACAGGUAGCGAUGCACUGUGUGAGAUGAAAAGCUGGCAGACGCUUUGAUGGAUGGUGGGCUUCAGCAAAAAAGAGCAAACAGGUAAUUAACAUGACAAUAGGGAUGAGGCAGGGGUCUCAUACAAAGACAUAAGAGUGGGGGUGGUGUGAGAGCAGAGGUGCACACAUGUGUGUAAUGCAUGUGCGUUUGAGAGACAAAGACACCAAAGUGCAGGAAAUAAAGGGAGUUGAGGACUAAAGCUGAAAACUUUGAUGUGUAGUGAAGUCCUUUCAGUGUGUGAAAGAGAACAGAAAACAGUGGAGCAGGGAGUGACCAGACGUUUAAUGGAGGUGUUGAAAUAAAUAAUUGAUCCUUUGACAAAGUACACCUCAUGAAUUUUUCAGCUCAGCAUAUUUGUGGGUGAAUCAUGAAGAUGUGAUAGCUCUGCGGGUUUAAGUUGUCAGGUGUGUUGUUGCUCCUCAGGUGCUGCUCCUCUUCAAACAGUCUGUGGACCUGACCAAAUGAUCUCACUGUUUUAUGUCACUGUCACUGUCUGCUCAUAUCUAUUGACUUGGACUUAUUUUGCACAUAUAGUAUAAACAUAGGCUGCUUAAAUGUCUCAUUACAAGACAACACUGAAAAGGGGAAGUGAAAACAAAAGUAUACACUUCCAUACUGUAUUUUAAAGCUCCUAAAAAAAACAUGUACGCCCUGAUGUACUGUCAUGAAGAGCUGCACACUGUGAUACCUCUUUUAGCAAUGUGCUUCACGUAUGUCAAGGUUUCUUUUCAUAGAUGGCAACAAUAGUUUGUUUGUUAAAAACAUGUUUCUAUUGUUUUUGCAAAUACAUAAAAACUACAAGAGACAGGUCAAUGUGUCAGCAUCAUAGACUGUAUAUAGAAUGGACGCCGUCUGCCUCCUUGCUGGGUGAAACCAUUGUGAGAACAGCACCCUCUGGUGACGGGCUGCAGUAUAGGUCAUAAAUCCUGCCUCCCUCAACAAUCCCUAUGGAGCUGUGGACAAACUUUGGAAAUUUGUUUCACAGAAUAUAAAUUUUUCUCCACCCUGGUUGUGAUGUUGACAUGUAGUUCCUGUAAGACUGGUUUGUGCUAAAGUCCUCCUUUUGUACAGCUCCAUUUUUAAAAGUUAUGAGGGGUUCAUGUUUUCUAUGAUUGACACUUGAUACAGCCUAUGGGCGAUACGUAGUUUGAGCUGAGUAUCAUCACAGUGACUUUCGGCGACCCUCCUGCCGAAUGCGUACAAUGCUACUGCGCCAGUGGUGGUUCCAGGAAGUGGAGAAAAUAGUAUACAUAUUCUAUGGUCAGCAUUUUUGGGCCAAGACAACCUGAAGCUGUAUCCUCUGUGUAGCUUGUAGGCAGUCAUCUAAGUUAAAGCAGGUUUAUCUGGUUAAAAAAGUUAACAUGUUUGUUCAAUCUGAAAAAAGUGGUGUUUGUGGAAAGGAAAACUUUCCAUAAACAACAGAGACCACAUGAUAACAUCAUAGUGACGGAGACAGUAUCUCUACAAGAGCUUACAACAGCUUCAUCACUUCCUGUGAGGAGGGCAACCUAAAUCAUCUGUAGACAGACAAUGAUAGACCUCUUGCUACUAAAGGAAACAUCCAUAUUUUUGUAUCUUGUUUUGUUCUUUUGGUGGAGUCUCCUUUAGUUUAAACUGUCUGUGAUUCAACUGCUGGCACCAAUUUCGUAUCUCGUGUCUGUAAUAAGUGUCUUGUCAGUGGGCAGAUAGUUGUUCUUCCAGUCAUUGUUGACAGCAAGCAUUGUUCUGAAAGUGGAUGGUUAAAUAUUUUUAGUAAUAUAAUUAAAUUUUCAGGAGACUCAUCCACCAACCAGUGGUUAAACUGUUGAAAAUGUUGACAAAAGCAUUCCCAGUGUGAGAUUUGGCUCCAAGCCAAGCCAACUUUCCAUUGAACAAGUAAAAUAAUCUGGAAACUACCGGUAAUCUAAAACCUGUCUGAUCAUCCGCUGUUUUGCAAAUUUGUUUUCUGGUCAAAACCAUAAAAUUUCAAUUCAAUGAGAGCAAUUCCAGUGAUAACCAGAUUACACAAAUUAUAUCAUUUCAAUCCUGAACAUUUAAGCACAUAAGGUUAAAGGCUGAACCUUCAACAGCAGAAAAAGACAACAAGAAGUUCAGCUGGACCAGCUAAAGGAGAUUAUGAAGGCAACAUGUUUGCAUGUACAGAAGACAGUAAUAUGGACUCAGCAUCUGUAUUUGAAGUUUCUGAAGUUAAAGAGUGUUGUAAAUAAUGCAGGAAUCUAACAAGUUAGUCUUUGUGGCAGUAUUCUUGUGAUUUAACAAGUUACUUGCGCAAGAUACCCAAUUCUGCAUCUAAGUAAAUUCUGUCUUAGCAAGGCUAUAGUAUCAGUCAGUGGUUUUAGGUUUACUUCAAUUUUCCCCCAUUAGAAUAUAAAAUGACUAACAAGGUAUGCUUAGAGCUUCUGCCAGGACACUGACUUGUUGUUAAGCAGACUGAAAUUACUACUGAUAACUCUUUAUCACAUUCAAAAGCAGAUAAGAUAAGUUAAAUGUAGCUCUGUGUCAAUGUGAGGCUAUGAUGUAUGGAUAAAAGGAGGAAUUUUAGGAUGGUAGAAAGUUUUGUUUAUGAGUAGUUACCUUUUUAUCUUUAUUAGUUUCAUUCAAAGAAAAUAAAAAAUGCAGGUUUUAUAACUAUAAUUGAGCAAGACAAUCUUGUGAUUUCAAGGAAGUAACUGAAAGUCAAUAACUGAGAAUAGAGAUAAGAUUAAGUGAGUUUAUACUUUUUCCUUCUCCUUUUCAUGCAGGUUGAUAAAUAUGUUUCAGGUUUUUGCUAACAGAAUUUAUUGAUUUGGUUUUUUUUUUUCUUCCUGCUCUUUUUUCUUUUAACAACUCUUCUUUGAUUUUUAGUCUCCCGCAGUCAGCAUAAAGAUUGAUUAUUUCUGUAGGAUUACCUAUAAUGCUCACAACCUCUGUUCUGCAAUGGAUCAAUGUCGGAUGAAUUGAGUUACAGCGGAAACAGCCUUUGUUUACUUUUCCAUGAAAAGAUUCCAAUUGUGAGAUGCAGUUGAUUCUCAAGUGUUUAACGAUACUCCUCACAUAGUGAAAAGGAAGUGUAGCCUUGUCCACAGGGGGCACCAUAAUAGCAGUCCCCUCAUGAGCCUCAAAGCUGGUGAUAGCUGGUGUGUGUGUGGAGGGGGGUUUAGGUUUUCAGUGCCCAAUACCUGGAACAAACUACAGUCUGAACUUUGCAUUCAAGCUUUUGUGACACUAAAUGAAUUUAAAACUAUAGUGAAAUCAUUACAAUCUACCUCAUCGUUGUAAAUGUUUUAUGUGAGAUUGUUUUAAUGUUGAGAUGUUGUGAAUCUUAUCUGUUGUAGGAACUAUGCUGCUGCCCUCUUGGCCAGGUCUCCCUUAUAAAAGAGAUUUGUAAUCCCAAUGGGACGAACCUGGUUAAAUAAAGGCCAAAUAAAAAAUAAAAUACCUUGUAGUUGUCAAAGUGCCACCAUAGCAAGUUUCCAUAAAAGUUUAAAACUUCAUAAACACUUUUUUUUACGCACAGUCACCUCCAGCUCCAAAAGAUACCAAAUGCCAGACUGCUGGAGCAAAAAUCUUAUUUCAAAUCCAAAACCUAGUCUACAAACUGCCAAAGUGCCUACCUCUUUUGUACUAUCUGUGAGUGCUGACUAAUCUACUCCUGGUGAGUUACAUUUUUUUUUAGUUGGUGACCCUUUCCUGACCCGUUCAAAACCUCCGAAAGCUUCAGAUUAAAAUACCCUUCCUUAAUCUUUCCCCUCGUCCUUUGUGUAAAUGACACAAACUGCUGUUGUGCUGAAAUACAAUAUGCUUCAUUCAUAAUCCACAUUGUAAAAUACUGUUAUGAGGCUGUGCAGCUCAGACUUCGUCCAAACCCAAACACACACAAAAAAAAAAAUGCCUUAACCCUCUUCUUGAUGGCCCAUCACAUGAUUGAAAUACACGAUAAUUCCCCGUCUAUGGCAGAAAUGUUCCUGUAGGAUUAGUGUUGUGCACAAAACUCCUUUGUUUUAGGUUUGAGUCGAACAUUCUCGCUGCUCUCAAAUCAUUUCACAACUACAAACCUCCUUUCUACUACCAGCAGAAACCCUGAAUGCAAUCAGCCAAAUCACCCUGACCUGCUACCACCCUUUUUAAUAUGUGUCAUUAUUCAUCAGGGCACAAAGACGCUUGUGUUUUUCAUUGCACUUAAAUAUUUGUUUUACAUUUUCAAGCCAAGAGUAAUUAAGCAACAAAAAGCGUGCCUCGGAUGCCAAGCUAUACAUCCAGUUUGCACAAUACAGUUGUGCAUCACGGAGAGAGUGUGAAAGAGAGACUCGCAUACGCUUUCAAGAGGGACGCUCUGAAACUUCCAAUGCACAUUUGUCAUGCUUUUAAGUGAUUUACAAAUGAGAGGCAUGUGGGCUUUGUGAGGGAGGGGAGGGAGAGAGAGAGAGAGGAGGUUUCUAUGAGGAGCUUUGUGUGUCCUUGCCUCCCUGCAGCAUAUAGAUGGAGUAAGAAAUUGUGUUUGUGCGUCAUUAGUGGUCAUUAAAGCAGGAGAUAGACCAGAGCCACUUGUAGUGAUGAAGGAGAGAAGAAAAGAUGGGUGAUGGUGAUGAUGAAGUCGAUGACAAAUGUCUUUCUUGAGUCCUUUGCUCUGAUAGUUGAUUUAGACAGACGCCAAACCAGCUAGAAAGUGUUGUAACAGAGCAGUAAGAGCUCGGCUUCUGAUGUUUCUAUGGAGGUUUUAUCAUAAUUGAUGUAAUUUAUGUUCCCUUUGCUGCAGCUCCCUUGUUACCACACCCACUCAUUUCCACACACACACACACACACAUAUAUAUAUAUAUAUAUACUGUAUUUAGAUGUGUGUUUUCACACAGUUUCAGUACAUAAUAUAUCAAGUAAAUACACCAACUCCCAUCAGUGACAGUGUCUUUCCAAAUGUAUUUUUUCACCCUUUCGACCACUCUUGACUCAUUUGUUCUGACUCUCAGGGCGCAGGGGCGGCUUGUUUUAGCCAGGCAGCUCUUUAACAAAGAUGAGAGGGAAGAAAAAAAAAAAGACAGAGGAAGAGGGAGGAGGGAUGAUUUAGAAAGGCGCCCAUCCCCCCCUCUUGCAUGCUUUACAAUGAUUUCCUCCCUCACCUUCCUAUAUGAGGCCCGUGUUUUUCAACCUCAACUUUUUCAACUUAAGUCUUUGCUCAUGUAAAACGCUCUGAUUUAUCUGGGUUCACAUGGCCCUCUUUUAGUCCGGAGCUGAUUCAAGGGUUUUUAUUGGCAACUUUGCUGCUUGAGGCAACAGGUUUCUGUGUGUAGACACUGUUAGGACAUGUUCACAGACUAAUAAAUAUUAUUUCUGUGUGAUCCUACACAAACAUACACUCCAUAUGCCCUCAAUUCUUUUGGACUGAGGUCAUAAACUCACACUUUUCCACGUCAGCUGUUUUGGACGUGGCUUCUGUUCUGUGCUGGAGCUAUUGUUACAGGCUGUAUGUUCGUGUGUGUGUGUGUGUGUGUGUGUGUGUGUGUGUGUGUGUGUGUGUGUGUGUGUGUGUGUGUGUGUGUGUGGUUCUCAGGCUCUAUACUUGCAAAAGGGAUUGGGGGUGGGUAUGGAAGGUGCUGUGAAUUGGGAUGGUGUUGAUGGUAUUUUGGAGAGGGCGUCUUCCCUCUUACACACAGACACACACACAUACACACACUUGUCCUUCAGUAAAAUAAAGCACAGAUAGAGCUAAUUACAAAGUGGAUUGGAGCACUUGGAGUAAUACAAACAACAGCUGUCUGUGGCAGAAGAAGGAAAGUCAAACACACUGUCAUGUUUGAGGCAAACACACACACCUUGGAUAUAAUUAGCAAGAUCAAGAUAAGUAGGGGGCAACUCAAGACGUCUGUGUGUGUGUGUGUGUGUGAUUGUGUGUUUUAUGCACCUCUCAAACAACUGUUUGUUCCUCAGUUGAAAUGAAGGUGUAGAUGCUUGCAGCUAACGGCACAUUUAAGCUGAGUUUGCUGCUCAUCACAUGCUUAUUUGCUAGAUCAGACAUGAAUCUGCUUUAAGCAAAGCAGCUCGGCCAUGUCUGCAGGUUUCAGUCCACCAGUUUCUGCACAGAGGUGGAUCAACUCUGUAACCUGACCAGUGAGUGAUCACUGAUCUUACCUGUUGAAGUCUUGGCUGGAACGACAGUCUGUACUCUAAGCAUUCAAUAAUCACACAUAGUCCUUUCUUAUAUACUGUGUGUAGUAAGAGUGAGCACAGUGGUAUUAGAUAAGGAUAUUCAUUUUUAACAGAUCUACGCUCAGUUUGUAGGGGAUCUUUCAGAUUUUUCAUUCUAAAGCAGGUCAACCUUCAUCAAAACAAUCACAAACCAACAUUCUCCAAGCAAAGUCGGACAUUUGCUCUUGAAAGAGGAGUAAUAGAAGGUAUAUUUAACAUAAUUUUCAGUUGUUGCGACAAAAUUUGUACCAGAUGAGAAAAACGUCACACAUCGACAAUCAGUUUACUUUUUAAAUUUCUGUUUGCUGUCUUGUGUGGAUCUGGUAAAGGUAUGCCAAGCUUGACACAAAGUACUGUGUUUUAACAUGUGCAGGGUUUUUUUUUUUUUUCAGUAAAGUUAAACUCUUCUGGAUCGCAGAUUUCUGCUUCUGUUUUUCAUGGACACUAAACACAACAAAGUGUCUCAAUGUGUGUGUAUGCAGGUAUUCUAUCAAAAAUCUAAUUAAACCAAUUUCAAAUGCACAGGUUUGAUACCCUGAACUGAUGUGUUAAAAAUAGCAGAAGAAACAGUUACCUUUAUCUGUUCCUGUUAUUCACAAGAACCGCCGCUGCUGCAUCAUAAUAAUGCAUUAGAAAUAAAGUUCAGAGAGUUCUUCUUCUACUCCUUUACCAUUGUGAUUUUGGAUAUCUGACUUAAAAUUAUAGAUUAACUUAUUUUUUAAAUGUUUUAACCUUUGAGACAUUCAUCAAAAUGUUUCAUCGCAGAGCCGUUUUUAUCAACCGUGGGAAGGACAAAAAUGGAAACUUGUCACAUAACAUAAGGCAGAUAUCCACCAGAACAUGUGUUUCCAUGACAAUAAAAACAUUUAAAGCAUGAGCAAUUCCUCUCAACUAAGAUGAAAUUACCUUGGGAAUGAGCUGAAUUGGACCAAUCUGAUAAGAAUGAGGUGUACGUAUAUAUGGACCACUUAGUUCUGGUCAGGCUGUUAUUCACAUAAAAAGUCCAUGUAAACAAAGUAAGUUAUGUGUGCAGAGUUAUCUGUGUUGGAGCAAAAACAAAACAACCGAUUUUGAUUCAAGGGUCCUCAUGCCUUUAAUUUUUGGGGGGAAUGUACCUUUUACACAUCAACCUCAUUGCAGGAGAUAAUUCUCAUGGGGUGGCUGAGUGGAGCAUGCAGGAGGAAGUGGAGUCUUCCAUAGCUGUAGCUGUUGAUAAGUCAAAAUUAUUACAUGCACAAAGAUAAUUGUGCUAUACAAUCACAACAGUUAUAAUCAACUUGAAGUAUUGAGCACCUUUCACUUCUUCUUUCCCCUCUUUUAGUCUGUGUCACCAUGCCUUAUUAGAGUCACUAGUACACAGUCUCUGAGCUCCAUCAUGCCGUAGGUUUCUCUGGAUCGCUGCUGCAGAUGUUUUGCUGCCAUUGACCUUCCUGCUUUCCAUCUGCUUCAACUAUAUGCAUCAGUCUCACCUGGGAUGGGAUAGCAGUGGGUCUGAUCUUAUAAGAUGGGGCUCAAUCUUACCCCAUCUUUACAUUGGGUCUUUGUAAACAGAGUAUGGUAAAGAUGUGUUUUUUGUUGUUUCUUGGGAGAAUACUUGUUGUGAGUUGGUGCAAUAUGAAUAAAGAUUGACUGAUUGUGUAUAGCAGUGGUGUAUAGAAGUUCUAGUGUGGGGUGGGCGCACAGAAAAUUAGAUAGGCCCAUCUUUCCCAAAAUUCAUACCUUGUUAGGUCUUCAUACAUGUAUGCUAACUAAAUUAACACAUUGUAACAGUUUCCUUGUGUGCAGAUGAAUUUCAUUCUAUAAGCCACAUUAGGUAAUGUUAUAGGUACUGAAAAGCACACUAAGAGUAUCACAUAGCCUGUUGUUUAACUGCUCUAGAAUUGAGGGCGUGGUUUGGAUCCAUCAAGAAGCCUUAUGAGUGGAUGAGUAUGAGUGCUCACUGCAUUCACAUUAAAUCUUUGCAGACUUUUUACUACGGGGGUUGGCAUGAAAUGGUAAAGCUAGAUUUACACAUGCAGACCAUCUGAAUGAAAUUUUCAGAAGUGAAGUACAUGUGUGAAAGGGGCUUAUGACAGAACGUCUGAGCUAAAAACUGCUGUACUGCUUUGAAUCUCAACACUUCCUUUAAUGUGUAUCUGCCAAACUUCCAGAGAUUCCCACAGUGCAAAUACUGAAUCACUGGGGUAGUCCUUAAAUGAUGUCACUGUGGACAGUGUGAACCUCAACAACUUCCACUGUGGUCAGUUUCAACAGCACUGUUAACAGUAACAGUGGUAGUUGUAGUACAACUUGUAGUGGCAAUACCAGUUUCAACUUUCCAAUAGUGCCGUGGAGGGAGUAAGUGUGGGGGUGGGUGUGAUGGUAAGUGAGAGUGUUUGAGGCGAGGGUUAGCUGAGUGGGAGUGUAAGCAGGUUUUUAGAUAUACAGUAGUACUAUUUCAGAUUUUGUAAGUGUCUGCAAAGCAGCUAAUACAGGCCCUGAACUCUUUAGCAGCUCCAGCUCAAAUCGUGUUUCAUGGAUAAAUCAAAAAUGCAAGUCAAAAAAAGGAAAAAAUUGUGACACUGGGAGUCUCUAAGAGGUACUCCUGUCAGCAUGUUUACUAAAACCCUCCUCCAGGUACUUUUAAAACGUCUACAUAACACUACAGCUAUGGCCUGACUCUGGCUUGUACUUUUAUACAUCCAUCCUGUUUUUUAUUUAUAUUUUAUUGAAACAGAACACAGAGUACUAGAGCAGUGUACAUGAGCACAAAUAAUAAUGUUGCAAAAGUUGUUCAAAGUCAAAACUAUUUUUACCUGAUAAAUAUAUAUAGACCUGCAUUUGUCUGGGUGCUUUAAUUGUUGUUUAAAAGAUAUUUGUAAAACUUGUCAUAACGUUAUUUGUUAGUCUCUAAUAUAGAAGAAGCAAAAUACUGUAAAUCUGACCUUGAAGUUUCAUUCCUCACACAUACUAAACUUACAAAGAACCAGCUCAACAACUUUGUGCACAUUUCGAGGUUAAUGUUUAUGUAUUUUGUAUUUUGAAACUCUUUUUUUUUUCUCUGCCAAAAACAAAAUUUUAUCGCUCUUCUUGAAGUUCUGCAAUCCUGUAGAUGUAGUUAUAGCAUUACUGCUCAGCUCAGGAUGUUUUUAUUUAUUCAAUUCCUGAAACUGUAACAUCAGGGAGGGUAAAUUAAUGUGCUAUAAUGAAAUUCAACUUUUUAAAGUAUUUUUAUGACAUGUUCUUGUUUGCAUUUUGCAAAAGUCAGCAACAUGUAAAACUACACAAUUACUGUUAAAGCUGGAGAUUAUAGAAACAGUAGCUACAUAAAGAAUACGCAGGCAUCAAUUUGCUGUUAAAGUUGUAUUUUUAAAUAUGUUUUUUAAAGACCCAUUUAAGGAAGGAUGAUUAACUUGUUAAUUUUUUGUGCACUGUUUCAAGUUAUGGAAAUAUUGCUUUGCAUAACUGAAGGCAGCAUGAAGAAUUUCCAUACUACAUUGAUUCUGGAGAUCCCUUUAGUCAAAACCUGCAGUGUUUUCCCGAUGAAGGCUGUUUUUCUCAUGAGCACCAUCUUUGGUUGUUGUACAUGCAAGUUAAAAUUCAGUUUCAAAAAGAGAAAUUGAAAUUGAAUGUAAAAAAAAAAAGUUUAAAAUAAUGUCGAGAAAAAAGGGGCCAUCACAUAUCACACUUUUCCCUAGAAUUAAAAUAUUGACGUUUUGUCCUCUAAAAUUCAUUAUAGCUUUUUUCUCAUAAAAUUGGAUUUUGACAUUUUCUUGACGUUAAAUUCUGAGAUUUUUUUUUUUUUUUUUCUUAAAAUUUUGACUUAUUUCUCUACAUCUAGAAUUUUCCUGGAAGUGCAUUGCAAAAACAAGCCCCCCAGUUCUCCAAUUUAGGAUGUCAAAUAUCUAUCAAUAUAUGAAUUAUAUUGAACUGUACAUAACAGUGUCAAACCUCUAAUCUAUUUGCGUUUGUCAGCUUACACAAGGUGAGCAGAUCAUGAUGACCUGUCCGAAUGAUUGACAUGUAGUUCAAAGCUUUCAAACACCAACUUAAACAUUAAAAUAGGCAAAGCUCUGAUCAUCAGGUUGAUCAAAAAGAAGUCUAAAAACGAAAACAAACAUCUUUUUGUUUUUGUUAAUCCUGCUCAGGCAUCAGCCAUGAGCACAAAACAUGAUAUAAUAAGAGAAUUACACAAAGACAGAAAUCUCCUCCUGCUUGUUUACUCUGUGGUCAAUGCCAGCCUUAGCCAGAGGAGUUGUAAACAUAACCAACUCUUGGCGAGUGCUGAAUAUCAAUUUAAUUCAGAAGCACUUAUUGGCAUGGAUACAUAUGUUUACACUGACAAAAGAUAGUGAAGAAAAUGAAUAAAAUGACUAUAUUUUCCAGCGGAGAGGAAAAAGAUGUGCGGAGCUGUGCAGAAUAGUAGCAUUGUUAUUGUCACUUGAAUUUAUAAUCACAGAUAAAAUGAAAAUAUAAUUAUAUAUACACGUGGUGACAGGCAGCUUUUGGUAAAAUAGAAACACUCCACAUUUCUUUCUUUUUCUCUUUGUGUGUGGUUUCUGUGUAUGUACAGUCUGUAUACAAAGGUGAUCAGUGGGCAUGUAAACAGGUAUCAACUCACCUUUGUUCAAGGACAAUUGAACACAGGCACUGGAAAUCAGUAUAAAGAAAUAACCAGCCUUGUUGCUGAUUAUCUUAUUUGCAUGUAGGUCAUGAAGAGGCGUCAGUGUAAAAGUAACACUAUAACAGAACAAGUUCAAACUCCUCACAGUGCCUUUACAGAAAAGUGAAACUUGUUGGAUAAACAUGAAAGUAAAACUUCCUCGUUCUUUCAGCUGCUUUUUUGUCACUUCUCACACGGAGAGUGUAGUGUAUUUCAUGUGAAGCAAGUUUCCUGUCAAAGGGAAGGAAAAAAAAGAAAGACAAAAAAGUGUGAAAUGACUCUCUGGUCUCACUCUUAUCACCUCACAGUCACUGAAAAAACCCAACACACAUCUGUACUUGUCGACAGGUUGGUUUUGAAUCACCUGUUUAUUUAUUUAUUUUUUUUUACUGACCCACAGAUGAACUUUUGAAACCUACAGUGCAAUAAAAACACCCGAGGAAGCAAGCCGAAAGAGGUUCGGCUGCUGUGUGCACUUUUUUAACACGUUACUGUUUAUGAACUGUCCUGACAUCUUUUGAAGUGGUGCACUUGAUAGUGGCUGCAAAACCAAACAAAGCACAUUGAAAACAAAACCUAACUACUAAAAUAUUCACUGAAGCCAAAGAGUAAGGAAAUAAACACUUAAUAGUCACACAUUACAAAAACAGAACAGAAUAGGGCUUUUAAUAUUAUUUAUGUAUGUUUAAUGGAAAUUAGAAGUCAGUGUUUUCUGGUGAUUUCAUUACUCAAUAUCUUGACAAAAGAAACAAGGUCAUCUGUCACAAUAUCUCUGGAUCUCUCCAGAUUGUCCUCAAAAGUUUGUGUUGUUUAAAAGGUGAGAGUGAAUAAAGAGAAAUGUGUGUCAGCCUCAGUCUGGGACCUCAUGGUCAUAUUUCAACAGCAGUGCAUUUACAGCUGGUUGGAGAGCUGCUAAAUUGGAGUAAUAGAGCCUCAUGCCAGACAAUAAUGUGAGUUAAGUCCUUUAGGGCAAGGAGCUGCAGAGAUAGCCAAACAAAAGAUAAUCAAUAUCAUAUGCUAUGUCGCCUGGAGUCUAGACCGGCCCCUCUCCGGCAGACUCAUCACAUGCCUCUGAGCGCUCAUCUACCACCAGAUUCAAUGUCAGACACAAUGUCAGACAGGCAACACGUCCGUGGCCAAUGUGUUAAUUACAACAUCAACACACAAAUAAACACAGAGGUUAUGAAUCACAGCUGUCAACGACAAGUAUGAUUGUUUUACUAAUGUGAGAAUGAGCAGGUUGGAUGUAUAUAAUUGGAUGCGGGUGUUCACUUGUAAUGCAGACUGCUGGGAAAAUGUAGGGAUUGGAUUGUCUCACACUCACGUUCAGAUGUUAAAUUCCAGUAAAAGAUUUAUAAAGUCAUUGAAAUAAGUUUCCUAUGGAAUGAUUUACAUGUAUAUGCAAACUAAUUUUUUAAAGAUGUUUUAAAAAUAAGAAAAAAAUGUUCUCUUAGUGCAAAACAACUCAGAUAUUUGACGGUUUCUGUUUUGCCACUUCUUUAUCUCUCUUGAUUAACUCAGUCAAAUGGAAACUUACUCUUUGUGGUUAAAAAUUCCAUUAUUUUGCAUGUCAAAACAACAACAGCAAUCUUACCGUUGUUGUGAUUUGGGAAUCAAAGAAAUGCAGUUAGUUGCCACUCGUUUAGCAUGUACUGUAGUCUACCUAAUGUCUUCAGCUUAGUUUCAUCUACAGGUCUGAGGGGAUUCACCUUCAAAUUAUAGUCAGAGUCUCUUUUGGGAAGAUGUGUGAUCAAAGGGGUGACAGCGUCUAAGGCUAAUGAGAUGAGCAAGCAGAAGAACUGUGAUGACUGGGCAGUAACCGGCUGAUUUCUGAUGAUGUCGUCCAUUGCUGAUAAGAUGAUGUUGCUAACAAAACUGUAGGAAUGGGCUGGGAUAAGGAGGAGGAGAGUUGUGAAUACUAUGAAUGAACUGGAGGAAAAGAAAUGAAAAAAAAAAGACUGCAGCAAAGUGACAGUCUAACAAUGAGGGUGUGUGUUACGGUAAUGUUAGACAAACGUGACCAGGUGAUGAGAACAGCUGAUGACUACACAGGAUAUGAGAGAGCAUGAGUGGAGGGGUGAACACAAUAAAGCGAUGAUUGAACCGAGUUAGCUGUCCCUGAACUUUAACCGAAGCUACAUAUUACUUUUCACUCAUCAACUGAGAGAUGCCUGGGAGUUUUCAAACAUGACAUCUGCCAUUUAAAUAUGAAACUGUGUAAUUUCUCGUCAUGGCAGCAACAGGGAGAUGCUGCGGCUGCUUUACGGUGCGCCAAAAGGGACAAAAAGCAUAAAGUUAAAAGAAAAUAGUGGUUAUAUCUUACCUUAAAGAGGGGAUUUUUAUUUUUUUAUUUUUUCAUAUUUUAAAAACAAGUGUCAUGUUUAAAUGUUGGUUGUUUGUUAAUGUGUGUAGAAUACAGUCAUCUCCUGAUGGACCACAGGGCUCUCUGAUCAGCUUGUUCAAAAAGUGUCACCAGAAUCCAGGGAGCGGAACAUGAAAUUUGCUUACAUUGUGAUGUCACCAGACAGUGAAAUUUCUUAACAGAGCAAAUUUAUCAUUUUACAAAAAGAAAAACAACUUGCUGUUGCAUGGCAACAGUGAAGGAGGCUUCCAGAAUGCUAAAUAUUUAUAUUAUUCAUAUUAUUUAUAUUUUCCAACUAAACAUAACUGAUGUACUUUGCAUUUCUGUAGAACAAUAUGGUCUCACCAAAGUGAUGAUCCUUAUAAAAUGUUUAAAAAUUUUCUUACUGCAACUUGAACCAGUGUGUCAUUUUUAAUCUAAAUCAAUAGCUUAAGGAAAAAACUAUCAGGUUGAUGCCCUGUCACCUGUGUAAAAAUGCCAUUAAAAAUUAUAUAACAAUUAAUGUAAAUUAAAACAAAAUCUUUUAGCUAUUGGAGGACAAAAAUCUUACCUUCUUCAUUCUUUUUUUUUCUUUGUUCAUUUUGCAUACAAACUUCCAAAGAUAGUUUUUCAAAGAAGUGAUGGCAGACUUGCUUUAGCUGAAAAGAAAAGUGGAAGUGAUACCGUGAGAAGUCAGUGAAAAAAUGUUAUAUAAGUGCUUUUAAAAUACCAUCAUUGGACGCCAUGAAAACUAGGCUGAGACAGAGUAUGAAGCAGAACGUGUGGUUUCAGCUAUGUGGAUGUAUAGUUUAUACACUGGAAGGCAUAUACAGCCGAGUCGAGGCAACUUGUACAGAUACCUUUUUCCAACCCCCCUACCACACACUCAGCCAACACCCUCUCCCUCCCCUCCAUCUCCUUUGAACCCAUGGACACACAGACCCUCUGUGUGUUUGAAUUAAAGGGCUGUGUCCAGAGUGGCUACUUCCCCUCCUCUGUGACAGGCUGUAUGUAAUAGGGUCGCUGUCACUGCUAAGACAAACCAUGCAUUUACACGUGGCAAAGGUACAACAACAGCCUCUUGCUUGACUUCCUUGUUAGCAUGUGUGUGAGACAGACAUGGGAUCCUUCUGUGGGCUCUGCAAUACUCUCACAGAAUGACACCAGAUUACAUGAUGAAACCCUCAGGCUGUGAUAUUCUCAGUGUGUCCCUGGUGGCUGUUUUUCUCUCAUUGUUUGCUGCACCUGAACAUGCACUGCUGCUUUUGAAUGAGACUACACUGUAUGUGAGGGGGUGGGGAGGGGGUUACAGUAGUUUUGCUGUAGGGAAUACGUAGCUACCUUUUCACUGAGUGUUUGCAUGCGUGCACUUUGGGGACAUCAGUUCUCUUUCAACCAGCUUGUGCACUUUUUAACUCUGUUAUGUUUUUCACAUGUGCUCAUGCGGAGAAUGUGCACACAUCUGUAUUUUUGUGUAUGUGCGCACCCAGAGCUGUAGUGUGUGUGUGUGUGUGUGUUUUUUUUUUACAGUGAUAAUUCUGCUGAGAGGCAGGCAGACAGCAAGGGAGGGUGAAGAAGGAGGAGGAGGAGGAGGAGGAAGAGGACUGAAGACAAUGUGAGCGCUGCAGUAUGAUCCUGUAUCCAUCAGGCUGCCUCCUGCAGUCACCGCUGCUUAAAAUGCACUGCCACAGACACACACACAUACACACACACACACUUUCUGUCUCAUACACACAGGAAAUGGCCUCAAUCACUGUAGCACACAGUCCACAGUUUCUCAUUCCAGAUGGGAUUAUGAUGUUAUUACUGCACGAUUACACAGCAUAACUAUAUUAACAACAGAACACAACCUGGGACUUCUCAAUCAGUCACCUUCCCUUUACACUGAGAGGACUUUUCAACAACCCCUCCCUGCUUCCCUCCUUCACACACACAGGGACACACGCUGUACACACCCUGAACUAACAACAGUAGGAGUCAGCCAUUUACCUUUAUCUUUAUCUUCCUCCCUGCCGCUGCUGUUGCUGAAUGAGUUAUUAUGAGCCUGAUUUAACAAUGUUUGUGCCCUGAUGGAUUGCCAUUUUUAUGUCUCUGAAUUUAUGUUGAUCUGGUGACGCAACAAGGUUUGUGUUGGGGAGCUUUUGCAGGUGGAUGUUGCAGCCCAGCUGUGAACAAGGCUGCUAAAAUAGCAUGAAUGAUUACUCGUGGGUGGAUCCAUGCUCACUUCCCCUCCCCGCCCAGUGGAAUUUGAUAAGAUGGAAAGGAAAGGUGGUCAAAAGAAAAGAGAGGAGAUAGAAAUAGAGGAGGGGAGGAGAUGGAGGGGGAGAUGUGAAAAUAUAGAAAAAAAUUGAGAGGGAGGAGUAGUGAAACCAGGAAAUAGAUGAGAUUCAAAAACUGUUUCAGAUUGAGUCAACAAGGUAGAGAAAGACAAGAGUGAGAGUGAGAGUAGCGCUCCUUCCUGUAAAUAUAAAGAAGUAAAAACAAGACAAGACGUGUCAUUUAAACAGAAUGAAUUCGAUCUGUAAAGCUCUAUGUCUGUUGAAACAUCUACAGAAAAAGAAAGACACAUUUAACAACAUAAGCAUGAAGCUGCCAAAUUCAACACAGUGAAGAAGAUGAAAAAAAUGAAACGGGUUUAUUCUCUCCGCAACUCAAAAGCACAUCUGACUUCAGUUAAAUUCUUUUCUAUGCAGCUGAAAUAAAAGAAGGUGUGGCACUGGAGUCCAAAAGGAGCUUUAUUUGCCUUAUUCAAAGGAUGUAAUGUGAUAUCCCAUAAAUACUUUAUGCUGUAUAGCAAGACGUGGGCUUCUUCCUCCUGCUGCUGCUGUGUGAUACUGUAUUUGCUCAUGGGCUGGUUAGGCAACAAAGCACAGAACCACCACCACCACCCACCCAUCCACCCACCCCUCAACCAGCUCUCCCUGAGGUGUCUCCUUGAGGGCUCUCCUUGCCAGCUGACAAUUAGCAUGCGGUCGCUAAUGCACUGCGAGCUAAUUGAGCACAAGGGGGCUAGAGGUGUCAGUCACUGGAGAAGCCUUGUAAUCGCUGUGUAGCCUGGAAACGAACACUAGUAUCACUAUAAGACAAGAGGGUGUAGACUUUAUUAAACCAUUUAAGAUGAAUUAGUCACAUGUGGAGAAAAUUAAAGUCAGUGUCAGAAUAAAAGGACUGUCAAGGAAACUCACAGAUUAAAUAUGGACAAUGAUCUGCUGUAUGGAUGUAUACAACACUCCAACUCCACAUUUGCAUAUAUUUGUUUGCCAUAUUCUAAUAACCUCUUUUUAGACAGGACCAAAACAUGCACAGAUAUAGACAGUAAUGUAAACCAAAGCUGUCUGGAACAGUGCACAUCAUUGUGUUGGAUAGCAUGGGUUGCUAUCUUAAGAGCUGCCCUGAGGUGUGCGUUUGUGUCUGCCACGCAUGCACAAGCAGCUCUACAUGCAAGAAUGUGCACAUGCAUGCAUGCAUUGUUGUCUGCCUGCAACCUUUUUAGAGUAAUGCAGACAAUUCAUUAUAAACCCUCAGUUUUAAAGGUGAAGGUUCACUGAGGUAUAUUUUAAAAUGCUGAGUGGGUGACCUGCAGUCUGAAGGGCGUUUGACAAACGGCAGAGGAGCUUCUCUGCCGACCGCUUCAGAGAGAGAAAAGAGAGAGAGAGGAAAAGAGGGAGAGGACACCUUGGUGUGUGUUUGGAGAGACAUUCCCUCUGACUUGGAAAGCAGGAAUAGAGCGAGAAAAAGGGCUGUUUCUAAAGACUGCUCGCUUAUAGCAGGAAGUAUUUGAAGAGUGACUCACAUUCUACAGGGAGAGAGAGAGCAGGGAGGAUCUGUUCGUUGUGUUAAAACUAUGUACCACUAAUGUGCACGUGUGUGGAAUUAUUUCAUGGAUGUGAGCGUUGAUGUUUCUCACAUGCAUUUAAUAAUAAGCAUCAGCGAUGGUGUCGUGUGUGCAGGAGAAUCACAGUUUUCAAGGCACGAAAGAAUAUAUUCCAGUAGCUGUGUUAAACAUAUGCUACAGUGUGAGUGUUUGAAUGCUUGUGUGUGUGUGUCUGCGCGUGUGUAACUGGGUCCAUAUGGAUACAUGUGUAUGGAUGUGGAUAUCUGUGUCUUAUAUGUGCUUGCAGUUCACAUUCUAAAGAUGCACGUCUGAAUAUUAUUAGAUAUGUGUGCAUGUGUGUGUGAUACUCUGAGGCUGUUAGUGUGUUUUGUUUGUGUGCAGCUAAUUAUGCUUCAGGAAGAACUACCUUGACUGACUUGCACGUUCAUAUGCUCACAAACAAGUUUUUUGGGAUAGUUGAAGUCGCGCACUGACGCAUCCAUGAUUUUAUAAUCCUCACGGGUCAAUAUGUGUAUGUGUGUUUGUGCAGGUUUAAGUGUAGAGAGCCCCCGUGAAGCUGCAUACAUGAAGCCCUGUACCUGCCAUUACGACUCAAGAGCACGCCGCUGAUAAGAUGUCCAUGUGUCUUAACUCACUGGUACAUCAGCAGUCGACAACAUGGCUCCCUCUCACUGCGCACACGCUGAGCAAACAAGCCUGACCUCUGCACAGCAACCACAACAACACUCUGAAGUGACACUUAUUACACAUGACUUUAAGUGUGCAAUAAGAUGAAGUACAUUUUUACCUCGUUUCAGAGAGCUGCUGGUGCCUGCCGGUGGGGUUUGUACUGUGACAAAGACGUCAUCAGAGGUAUUUUAUAAGACAGUACCGCACAAUCACAGUUAAUUACUUGUUGGAUUUAUUGGGACUUGAAUGAUUCUUUCAUUCGUUUGGGUAAUUAUAUUUUCUACAAGCUUGUCUAGAUUUUCCAGUCCUUCAAGGUAGUUACAUUUAACCCAUUUGCUGCCUGACAAAUACCUGGUUUUAUGUAAAUCUUAUUUUUUAAUCAGUAAAUCGUUUUUCAGAAGGUGUAAAAUUUGAACUUAGAAAACACAAUAAAGAGAAACAUGGGUAUUGCAACCACUAGUCAUUGUGUAAUGUCCUUUUGUGCAAAAAAAUUUGACCUCAGAUUGUUUCUGUUUUGUUUGUUAUUGUCAGGUGAGUUUUAAACAGGAUUGAAAACCUGCUUGACAGAAAAAAGAAGUUAGGUUAUUCUUCACAGCGAGUAAGUCAUAAAAAAAAACUUGAUAUAUCUAUAUCUGUAUUAUGAAGUAUUUUUAUAUAUUUGAGGGGGGAAACUAAGGCUACUCUGUCUGUUAAAAUAGGACAGAUGUUUGUGCUUUGAAUCCAUUUUCAUUUCCUCCUGGACUUUUCCACUCAAUACAAAAAGCAUUACCUUGCCAGCACAGAAUAGGACAAUAAACUCACGGAAUAAGUAAAGCAAAUUUAUUUGAUUCAAAGAGGAAGUGGGCUUUCUGAGCUUAGGCCUGUGAAUCAAGUUAUUCAAACUUUAAUAUGGUGAUAUUUCCUUGGAUUUCCGACCAUUACGGUAAAAUGAAGCCCCACUGCAUACCCACAGAGCCAAUAAGGCUUUACCUAAGACACAGCUGAGUGUUGCUAGGGUGGAGUUCAGGGGGGUGACUCUCCGGCCAUCUAUUAUAUGACGCUUUACCGGUGGAGUUAAAUUACAUUAUCAUCAAUCUUCACAUCUUUCAAAUUAACCGUGUAAUCAAAUUCAGUAUCACCACAUGUAAAAAUCCUUCGGUAAAAUUGAAAUUUCUAUACUCCCGAGGCACUUUUUGAAGUCCUUGGCAGUAUCAACAACUUUUCGCUGAUGAGACAAUAGCAGAUAGUUCCAUUUAAUGCGAGAGGAACCAUUUUAUCACAGAAAGGGGAGAGGGGGUUGAUGUCAAACGAGCACAUAAGCUGCAAUACAGUUUUCUAUGUAAGCUUCCUUUUUGUCUUUUUAACUCUCUCUACGAGGAAGUGUCUUUAUUUGACACGAAACGAUACGACAACAAGGGGGAAAAAGUCGGAUUGGGAUUUCAGUCCACCCCCACGAUGCAGAAUGGACUCGACCUACUCAAUCAUGCACUUCAGCAUACACUGCAAAGAGCAUGCUUUCACCUUUAGGAUUGUCUGAGCUUCUGGAAGUCACCCUGGAUUAUUUUUGUGGAUAAAACAGGUACGUACACAUUUUCUCUCUUUUCACGCGUUUUCCACUGAGUGUAGCGGACCACCUCGUGGGCUCUAUAUGGGCUGGAGGUGGAAGCCGAUUGUCUGAUCUUGAUUUAUAAAUAGGUUACACGCAGGGAAGGCUGGAGUGUAGUGUUUGAAAUAGAAAAAAAUCUUGUUUGACCUCUUGUCGGUGAUCGUCACAAGGAAAUUGUGCCAGGAGAGCGUUAAUGAGAAGUAGUAUGAUACAGACACCCCGCAGACAUAUUUUUGAAGCCAUUUAUUACACUUGUGAGUUAUGUCAGGCGUUUAAAAGCUGCGUAAAGUCCAUUAUUCAAACAGAAAAUAUAGUGACAGUCUUGAUUCAUAGCCUUCACAGAGUCAAAGCAAACUUUCCACCACUUCCCCACAAUCAUCACCACUUUACACAGCAAUCAUCACAUCAUCCAACACACAUACACACACUUGUGUUUUAAAUAGAAUAAAAAAAAUAAGGCAUAAACGUAACUGGGAGGUGUGGGGUGGGGAGGGGGGGGGGGGGGGCAGUCAUUCUUUUUCUUUUCAAAGGUUGUUUUAUUCACUCAGUGGCAGACACACAGGGUGGAGGUGGACGUUACAGGGAGGGAUAAGGGGGGGUAUAUCCAUAUUAGGAAGUGGUGUCCUACAUAAUAGACAUGGCACAACUGCCUCCGAGCAAGGCACAGGUGCCAAAAGCCGGUAAAGGUUCUUCUUUUCACCAUUAUGAGGAUGUGAAACCGCUGGAACAACUCUACUAUGUCGUGUUUCUUCUCCUUUCAAUCUGCGCAUAUUUAAGCUCUCUCAACUCAUCUGUGCGUGUGUGUGUGUGUGCGCGAGUGUGUUUGUGUGCGAUGUGGGGGUGCGGAAACAUGUGGCGGGGGAGGGGGGGGGGGGGUAUGUGUGUUUGAUGGGGGUCUGUGAGCAUGUAACCUAACAUUUUUUUCUCUCCCCCUGAAUGAUGAUGUACCUACAGGAUGUGAGCCUGCUGUUAUUGUAAAGGGACACAAGGAGGGGGUGGGGGGGUCAGCGCAAGACAGUCAAAGAUGUUUUACUUUUUUUUUUUGUCUUUUUUGGGUUCCCUUUAACUCGUCAAUCUGACAAGUUACUGGCGCAAAACGAGGGCGAAACUGAGCAAGAAGAGCGAUCACAGAUAAUGAUAACUCCCCGUGGCACCAACAUGUCCUUUUACGCACGAACCCUAUUGCGUAUGUCAUGAUAUGGAGACUGCUAUGUAGCUGGUGGUGAUUGUUCAGUGUCGCCUCCUUUCUUCUCUGUGCACCUUAGACUAAACACACACAAAUAUGAACACAGCAGCGGAUGGAUCCCGCUGAUAGGAAGCGAUGGAGACAUACAUGAAACACAAAGACGCAUUGACAUGUUUGGGACGGUGAAGUGUGCAGACGGUGAAUUAGUGACAAGGGACAAACUUUUCGCCUUCUCCUUUUUUUUCGCACUCGAUCUUGUCUUCACACACUCGUUUCACAUACACACAAAGCUUCUUUCCCUUCACGGUGCGUUCAGGUGCUCUGAAAAGCUCCGUCAUGAUUAAAUUGGACGACUUUGAUAAGAAACUCUACUUACUGUGGUUAGCAUUCGAAAAGACAUAUACUGUAUUUUUUUUGUCGUGGGAAUGUAUAGGGUUGUCACAGAUGUUCAUCACAAGACCAUAGCCUACAUGUGCCAACUCAAAGCACUUCCUCAUAGUUGAACAAGGUUAGUAUAACAGAAAAAGUAAACAAACUGACAUUUUUUAAUGAGAAAUCUCAGGGUAUUUUGCCCUUUCUAUGUUACAGUUAAUUUAAAUAUGUUUGGCUUAUAUCAGGAAAAUGCUCUUGAAGUGUCUUUUUAUAUCAACCACAAUCCAAAAGCUAUGCACCUUUAUGAUGUUUUCAAAAGUCAACACAAUUGAGAUAACUUUUAAAAAGAAUUCCUAAUAAUAACAAUUAUUAAAUUGAUAAAAUUAAGAAAAUCAGAAAAAAAUAUUGAAUGCGUGUUGUGAUACCUAAACUUCUCCUUUAUAAAAACAUAUUGUUACCAGAGGCAUGUACAGAGGUGCACUGGUCCCCUUCAUAUCAAAUUGACCACCCCAGAUGCCACCUGAAAAUCCUGAACUUUGAUGUACCGUUUGAUCCAGAACUGCAUUAGCGGGACUUAUUUCACUCAGCCUAUGUGUCAUUAGACUUGUCAUAGCUUUUGCUGAAUUUUUAAAUGUUGCUUAUCUACUUGUGGUAAUGUCUUCAGUAGUGACUUUAAGAAAUAUAUAAAUAUAUAAAACUCAGACCAUUUAUGCUGCCAAGCCGUCGUGUUUCCCUUAAAACAAAAUCAAACACAUUUAUAAAUUAGCUGUGCUACUCAGGUAUUGCAUGUUGAAGUAGAUGGAUGGCCACCCCUGCCUGUGAUGGGCCACCUUUACCAAAAAGUUUGGACACGCCCCUGAUUGUUCUGAGAAAAUCCCAUCUGAAGCUUGAGGAAACGCCAGGCUCCAUUCAGGGGAAGUCUGUUGAGAAUUUCAACCUUUUGUGAAUAUGUUUAAAAAACACGAAAUCGUAUCAACUCCCCCCUUUCUUUGUAAAUGUCACAAAACAGCGUGAAAACAUUUAUCCAUUCACUGAACCUUCAACCGAAAUCCAUCGUCUGUCCGUUUUUAUUCAAACUCUGAAAUCAAGCCAUUUCCGACUACACCUGAAGGCAGCAGCAGCGAAACGACACGAGACAAGAGCGAGAGACAGUGAGGAGCAAAGAGCGGAGAGAGAGAGAGAGAGAGAGGAACCUGUGCUGUUCUGUAACACAGGGAGACAGGAAUCAGUCAGAGAUAUAUUCCGAUAAAUAUAAUUGUCGGCGGUUUUCUUGCAGAGUUGAACCCCGGGUCGCUGUUGUCAGUCGCUGCACUGGAAGCUUCACUGUGUCUCCUCUUAUCUCUGUGGAUCUGGACUCUUUGCGUUUGCUUUUGGAGAGCUGCACCGGUCCCCCCCUCUUUCUGUGCGACUGUGUGAAGCCCAGCGGUGUUUGAACUGGUAAGGAAGUGACUGUGUAUAAUUUGUUGUGUUUGUUGUUUUGAGGGUGCGUUCGUCGGUAUGACCAUUGCUACUCCUUCUGCUGCUGCUGCUUUAAAGUGCAAUCUUUAGACCAUUACACACUCUUAACCUCAUCUCCCUUAAAGGUGGAGAGACGACUGAUAAAGAAAACGGGUAGCUAAAGUAUAUGCGCUGAUAAGGGUCAUUUUGAGGAAUGUUUGGCUGAUAAGAAGAGAGUGGAACCUUGCAAAAAAAACAGGCAAGAGCGAUUCAAUGACACGUACAGAGAGGACACUACAGUAACAAGCGAGUAGAUUAAGUUUUAACGCCAAUUUAACCGUGAUAUUUCACGCGACAAACUGCUCUACAGCAGCACCAGAGGACCAUAAACUUGUAAGGAGAAGCUGUAGUAUCAAAGUGGUGAUUAUAGCUCUAUCAAAGGUGAUAAAAGUAUCAUAAAAGGUAAAGGUAAGGUCACAGUUAAGGCUAUAAACAUUAAAGAUGUGCUGUUAUAAGUGUAAAAUGGGAUUGUCACAGUGAUCCUCCCUUAGGGCCAACUGGAGUUGUUAUCAGGGGAGAUAGUUAUGUAAAAAGCAGAGUUUGCAGUAGAGAGAGAGAGAAGACAGGAUGUGCGCGUACUCGUAUGCGCACACGCAUAAAAACCUGCUCCAUCCCGUGUUAUUUAUAGUUUAAUGAAAAGAAAUGACAUUGGAAUUAAUGUGGGCGUGGUCUUAUAAGGGUUUGAUGUCUCAAGAAUUUAAAUAAGCACUUUUGUUCACACAGACAAGUUCACACACAUAAAUCACAACAUUCAAACUCCUGUUGUCGCCUGUGUGGGCUACACAGGUGAGAUUUGUUGUUGUGUUUUUCACUUACAGUGUGGCUUUUGUAAACUUGUGUAGUGUUUCUUUCCUUAAUAAUCCUUUAAAAACUCACAGUGUGUACUGUAUCAUCCAGUGUGAGUUUUCUGUAUUUGACAGCAUUUUCCCCCCUCUCCUUAAAUAUUGACUUUCUGCAGUGUGCUGUUUUUCUGUCUUGGUGUUUAAAGAUACAGUAUUUUCUCCUCUGUCAGCACACACACUGAAAGAGAUAGAGAGAGAGAGAGAGAGAGCAGCAAGUAGAGGGGGGAGGGAGGGGACAGGAGGGAGAGAGGCAGAGCGUUGUUUUGCAGACAGGAUUACAUUGUCUCCCCCAUGUCAGAUUUCAGACACCGUGUUAAACAUUUCUUCUUCAGCCCAUAGCUCUCACUCUGUUGUUAACUUUGUGAACACAACUCUGAACAAAAACAACAAGCAAUGAUUUAACCUUUCCAAAUUGACUGGUAGAUAAUAAAUGGUCCUUAAAAACACCACCUGUUCUCCAACCCAUGAAUAGGAGCAGGGAUAAAUGGAUGCAAAGUCAUUGAAGAUGUGGAGAAAUACUUUUCUGAACACUCAAUAUAUUUUGGUAUUCUCGCAGACUUUUAGGUCAUACUUGUUUUUUUUUUAUGUCUGUUUAAGAGAAAGCCACAAAUCUACCUUAGGAUCCUAACGUGGGAGUGUUUUUCUUAUAGUGUUAUGUCAUGCAGUUGCUGAAACUCCCUCAUGUCUGAGAUCACUUGUUGGGCAUUGUUUGCAAAAAAAAAGCAGCAUGAGCUAUGUUUAAAUAUGACACACUGUGAUCUUUUGCUGACUGUUACAAACAAGUUGAUUCAAGUUUGAACCACAUUUGAAAAAUAACACAAAAUGACUUUUUUGUCAAAUGGGCCUUUGGCAGAUGCCCUUUAUUCACGUGUUGAUCCCUCACACAUGACUCGAGUGAAGCUUUUUGUAUUUGAUUGCCCUCCACCAUUGUGCCUCUUUUCAUACACUGAAUAAAUACUGCAUACAUGGGGCUUUUCUCAAUAGAAGUGUUUGUCUUUUGUAAGCAGCCUGUAUGCUUACUUUUCCAUCCCCGUGCUUAUCAUGAUCAAACUUUCAACCCUACCGUGACUCUUUAUCUCUCCCAAAAACUUGACUGUUUUGCAAACCCCCCCCCCCCCCCCCCCCCCAUUACCUCCCCCAUUUUUUCCUAUAUCUGUGGGAGUAAAAUUAGCAAUUUCAUUUUUCUGUCUUCUGCAUUCAGAAUGUGGAAGUGUUUUAUUGGUGUGCUGAAAAACAAUGAGGACAAGGCAGGGCUUUGUGGUGGCAGAAAUGCAUUUUUAACCCAUGUGAAUGAAUGGCGCCUCACAUUCCACAGCAGCAGGCCCUUUACUGAAUGGCAGCACUAACUCGGCUGUUUUCAUUACUCAUUACUGCCUUGUGCCUUUUCACCAUGGACAUAGUCAUUUACCUUUACCAACUCAGGGGGGGUUCAACAUCAAAUAAGAGCCUGACACAGAUUGUCGAGCAGCAUGUCUUAGUUUAGGGGCAAACCUUUAAAACAAAAAAAAAGAAAAACUUUUUUACUGAUUGAUAAAUAAGAUUUUAGCCAAUUCUGGUCCAUCACCAACUCAUCACCAAAUAUCAAAGCUAGUAUUGUGGAAACAUGUGUAUCAUAUAUAGACACAACGAUUAUGUGUAUACAAAGAUGUUGCUUAAAGAUACAGUAAGUAGUAUUUUGUGGCCUUUAGCAAGCAGACUUGACGUUGAAUAUGUUAUAUUCAUGAGUAUGUUAAAAUGUAUGUUGUUUAGUUAGCUUUGAACAAGGCUUUUAUAUCUACAAAGGAGCAGGUCCCCUUCUAUGGAGGCUGCCAUCCUAUAUUACCAUCUUAUUGUCGUUGUAAUGUAAUGCAGAACAGACAAACUAUGUGUUUUUGUACUUAGUGAGAGGCUGUGCAAGUUGCACUGGUUGGAGGAAAAAGAAGAUUGAAAUAGACAGACUUGUUUGCAAAAGGAUUUAUAUUUGUCAAAGUAUUUGAUGGUAAUGAUUUGACAAAUGGAGGUUCACAGUUUACUCAUCAUUUAUCAAAGGAGCUUAUUGUCCUCACAGGCCACCAUUCCUUCACUGACAUGAGAAGUGAGCAGGGGAGCAUUUCAAACUAGAACCUGACCUCCAGCUUUCACUUUUCUUAUUUCUACACUGUACCUUUAAGGUGAUGAAGGUGACAUCACUUAGCUGUGUAUUUAUUUUAACGUUUGUACAGGCUAGUUAUUUCGCUAGUUAUUUUUACAACCCGAAGUUCAAAUUUUCUUAUAUAUUUACAUCAAAUAUUUUCAUUGUGCACCCCUAGGAUGCCAAAACUGAGCUUUUGUGUUUAAAAAGUAAACUAGUUUAUGAUAAUGAAUGACACAGUUAUCCCUGUGUUUGCCUUGAUUUAAGACAUUUUAAUACCUAACUAUUGUAUACUUUCAUGAUUAUGAUGUGUGUCUCUCUGCUAGUAUCACUUUGAGUUACUCUUUCUGGAAAUAAAACGUGGGUUGGAUGUCUAGAUGCCCCUUUCUUGCAAUGAAAAGUAGUUUUCCUUUCCUUUUUAAUUUGAUACUGGUGAGUAUUAGCAUGGUUCAAGGUCUUUGUGGGUGGUUUUCCGGCACCUUGUGGAAUUCAUGUCUGGAAGAUUUCCAGAACAAGCUAGCUUUGUUUUACAUGUUCAUGCUUCUGUCAUAGAUUGAUCCCAUUCAGUGCUUUUUAGAGUUUAAUUGCUACUCUGCUUAGACUCUACUUUUUCAUCUCUGUCCAAGCUGCUCCUGUUAAAACUGUGUGGCUUUGAACCAGAGUGAAUAUAGGAAAAAGUAAAGACAUCAAGUCACAAGACCGACAUGUUUUCCUACCGAGCUGAUGCCUUAUGCGUCCUGUUCCUUCUCUCAUCUCUUCCUUGUUAUGCUUUAGAUUGUAUCAGCCUUUUCUACAUGAAAGCAAAGAUGUAUCCGCCUUCACUCGCUUAAAUAACUUUCUGUGGCAUAUUGAGGUUGGAUUAUGGGGAGAGACAGUAAACAAGUGCAGACCCGUUUAGCUGCUGUUCAUCUUUUUGAGGGUUAGAAUAAAAAAAGGAUAUUGUACCAAAAAAAGUGUCAUUCUUUCUACUGGUGGUCCAGACAGUCCUAUCAUUUUAAUAUGAGGUCUGGUGUUUGUUCUGUGGUGACGGCAUUGAUUCCCUGCUGCAUGGUGGGGGUUUCCACUCUGAAAGGGCAAUCUCUCUGUGUUAGCCUAGAAACACCAAGCUCCUGGAUUAAAUUAUAAAUGAGCCCUCCAUGGGAAACAUAGCACUUACUCAGAGGGAAUUUACAUUUCCUGCUACUGUCAUCCUACACAUUUCCAGUCUAUUAAUACUAAAACAGUCUGGGUUGCAAAUUUUCUUGAAACUUUGGUGACAGGUGGGUAGUUAAUCCCUUUAUUUGGGUGGCACCUGCAUCAGUCAAACCCAUACGGAUCAAUAGAGUCUCUGCUGCUAAGCCUGGCAGCUCUGUCCGGGCAGUACAGAGUGAAGCCUGAUGGCUGUUUUAAUGAGGGCUGAAGAAAAUGAUGUAGUAAUGGGAGGAUUAAGAUAGGAGAGGGGUUAGAGUUGGUAGGGGGUAGGGGAGAUGCUGGUGGGGGGAUUUAGGCAAGGGGCAGCCUUUGCCUACUUUAGUGAGACAUAGGGAAUAAAUGUGGUAGAGAUCAACUGUUGCACAUACUGAUAUAUAUAUAUAUAUAUGUAUAUAUAUAUAUAUAUCAAUUAAAAGAUGAUAUUUCGAUCUGUGAUUUUAUUUAAUUGACUUUACUUAUAUGACAGAUGAUUUUUCUUUCACCAUAAAGUUCACUAUUGAUGUUGUGGAAACCCCCUAAACAGACAAAGAGUCAUCAUGGGACUUCAGAAUUUCCCAUGUGUAUUUCCAGGCUUUUUCGUUAACCUGAGGGGAUAGGAAAUCUAGAAAAACAACACAAAAUCAUGACAAAGAAGUGUGGAAAUACCUAAGACAGUUUGAUUACACUCUGUGGCCCAUGGGGAAGCAUGUGGUGAAGAGACUGAAUUCAGGAAUGGAGGAAAAUAAUAUUUUUUUAAAGUAGAAAAACAGUAUCCAUAUUAAUGUUUCUGUAAUUUUGUAAUGUUACAACAUGACAUUUCUAUUUUUUUUGUAUUAGGUUACUAUAAAAAAAUCAGUUUUAUGCACAUAGAUUCUGUCAACCUGCAAAGUACAGGAAUAAGAACAUUAAACCACGCCAAACACCUGCAGCUAUUUUUUUGUUCACCACAUAAGUUUGAUUAUGAAGUAUGAUCACCACAUUUGACACAACUAUUUCCUGUUGGUAGCUUGAAACAGCCAUUUGGAAUGAUUUAAAAGUCUGAAAUAAGACAUAAUGUUGAUCAUGUCCUGUACAUGCAUAUGAAAUGUUUUCUACACAGAGACCUCAUAUUUGUUUCCUUUUCAGAGUCAGUCUGGGAGCUUUGCCAAAGGAAAACAUAAAAACAGGCUUUGUUAGAGCUGUGCUGUUGAUCACAUCAUCUGAUACCUACCCUCUGGCAACAUUUAUAAUAAUUUAAAUCACUUAAAGCUCCUGGGAGAAGUUUUUUUUUUCUUGACAUUUCAAAAGUUCAUUUUCAUGCCUCUCCUUGAUAUCCAAAAGCAAGCUGGAACAGCAGCGACAAGAUUGGUGAAUUUGUUAAAUGUAAUUUUUAAUGCCUGAAACUGGGGUGAGGGGUAAGUGUCAGCUGAGUAGCUUCAUAAAACAGCCCUGUUUUUACAAUUUCAACAGAAGAUAUUCACAAAAUAUGACACAAUUGAUAUAUAAGAGUCAGCAGGGUGAGAUUUUUUUUAAUCACAAGUUACUACUUAAGUGUAUUGAGGACAAGUUGCGCAAAGCUUGUUUUGUCCACAGGCGGGUGCCAAAAUUGACCCAAACCACAAGUUCCUCAUGACCUUUAAUAGAGAUAUUUAAACUUUGACCUGCUGGUUUAUGUGCUUUUAAAGCCAUAAAGAGGCACCAGUAGCCUAUCAGUUAAGUCCAUUUUGGAAAAAGUUAGAAACACCUCACAGGAGCUUUAAUCUUUCUAAAAAAAAAAAAGAAAAAGUCAUUUAAUAUGGACUCCAGUGCAGUUUCUUUGGCUUUUGAAUGCAACCUCAAGCUGACACUCAAGGUACUGCAGGUUUUUUGCACUUCUGCAUUGGCUAAUCUUUUUUCUAACACUUAAGUCAAAUGAGACAAUGGAGGUUAAAAGUUUCACUUUCUCUAUACGUCAAUCAUAAUUAAGAAAUCACUCCGAGAGUUUGGUAUAUUUUAGCAUGUAAGUGACAAGAGGGCAUAAUUAGUCCCUGUACUGUGAUGCUGGCGCAGAGCUCAAGUAGUUGGCAAGUAGUUGUUUUGCUUUAGUGCUGACUACAGUAAGUAAAAGAAGACAAGCCUUUAUACUUGGUUAAUGCGACAAGUGGUUGAAUGACGUCAAGAUGCUAAUUUAACCAUUGUGUUUCCCCUGACAAAGAUAAACAGGUCAAAAUGUAACAUUAAAAAAAACAACUCUCCUAGCGUCCAGUAAGUGUUCGGACUUAUCUUCUUUUAUCUGCAGAUGUUUAUGAAUCCUCUAAUUUUAGAUAAACUUAAUAGAAAAUAUUCCACCCUCUGGGAAAUUUAACUCAAGCUAGCACACUUGUAGUUUAUAACGUAAACAUCAUCGUAAUUUAAAGACAAACAGAAAUCAAAAUGCUGGCAUGAAGUUUUCUGAAUGCUUGAAAACAAUUCAAGUGUGUUAUGAUGACCCUCCUGUUUGUGUCGUUUUUCUUGCUUUUCUGCAUUUCACAUAUUUAAACCUGUAGCUGUUAGACCACUAUUUCACUCUAAAUCAAAAACCUUGAAGACUACUUCUUUACUGCUGCUACUUCCUCUACUAGUACUACUACAGCUAUAGAUGUAUUAAUGAUUUCAUUAUCUGUGUAAAGGCUGAAACCCUGAAUCAAACCAGCGGUGCAUCACGGUGAGUGGCUGAUAAUCUGAUAAUCAGGGUUCAGUAUCACCUCCAUUUACCAGUGCAUCUCUGUGUGUAUUAACUAAGGAGGCUCGCUGCAGUGUGGGGUUUUUACACAAAGAGAAAUCACUCCUCAGUUCUAAUGAUUCAAAGCUAAAUUUCUACCUUAUAAGUCGUAUUAUCCGUCACCGUCACUCAUGUCGAUUUCCCAUCUUACACAUUAUUGAUGAUCUAAUGAAAUAACAAUCACUGACACACCGUGCUGAGCCGAGCGUGCUGGAUUCAUUAGCUGUGCUUAUCAGCUUUGGCUGACAUAGUGAUCAUAGUUAAUAGAUUUCUGCCUGCGUCUAUGAACUGACGGCUGGCAUUGUUGCUGUGAUUGCUGCGGGAUUAAAGAAGAGAAAUAAGCUUAGCUGGGAGAAAUAGCCCAGAGGACCACGUGGCUGUGAUCAGGGAUUGAGAGGGAGAGAGCUGCCGAGGAAGGGAACAGCACUCUUUGUCAGAUGUCAAUGUAGGAGACUACCAUUAUUGAUCUAUUGCAUUACAUACAAACAAGCACAUCGUCUGUGCACGCCAGGUAUGAAGGUUUAGGCAGUAACUCCUUUAUUAGAUAUGAAAAAGUGGGAAUUAGACUGAUCCAAAACACAUGUAUGAUAACUAUCAGCCAAUAAAAUAAUACCUAAUGAUGUCUUUCGCAAUGCCUCACUUCCUGUUGUUGGCUGAUCAUUUUUCAAACAGGUUUUUUUCUCACCUUUUUAUUCUUCCCACCCUUUGUAUCUGAUCUGUUAAUCUCUCUGUAAGACUGUUGCCUUCCUAAUGGCCUCCUCCAUAUUUGAUGGGCCACACAAACUCUGCUUUGCAGGGGUGAUGGCUGGGCUCGGUAGGGAGGGGACAUGGCACCCAAACUUAAUCCAAACUCACAGCAGCCCAGAGGGCAUUAAGAGGUGGGUGGGGGUUGGGUGAACUGUUUCCUAAGCAGAGAGAGAGAGAGAGAGAGGCUCCUUUUUAGCAUUCACCACUCGGCUCCAGUUCAUAAACACACUCCAAAUGGGAAUGAAAAAGUCUAGAGAAAGUCAUGCAGGUAAUCUUUGAUUAACUGAGGCUCUUUUAUGGUUUUCUUGCAAAAAAUGAACUUUGAACACAGGAAGCUGUUCCCUUUUUUUUGCUACUGUUUUGGAGUAAGUGAAAGAGUGUUCAGGAUAGGUGUCACUCAAAAGAGCUCAAGCUACAUAAACAGAAUAUCCCAAGCUUUGUUUGCUUAGAGAUUCCUGGAAAGUUGGAUGAAGGACUUCCCCUCAAAAAUGAGAAUCGCGGCCUUUAGUUGGAAACUUAAAAAGACAAUUUGUAGGAUAGUACUUUGAGAUUGUUUGCAAAUACUUGCAACCUUUCAUUUAGUCUUUGGUUUCACUUUGAUGCAAAUAUGUAUCUGCUACCUACUCCACCCUUUUACACAAACACGCACACACUCACAUUGUCUUAUCUCCCCAAAGGAACUGCCAUUGUUACUCAGUUGAGUAUGAAAACAACUUCAUACGAAACCAUCCUCUCCCUCUGAUUACUCGCCUCUAACCCCCUGAGCUGCCCCCACAUUUACUACAUCUAUUACGAUCCGAAAGUCCCUCAAUUCUCUUUGCAGACAGAAUUGGACAGAGUAGAUGUAGUUAGUGCAGACUGAAGAGUAGUGAUGUUGCAUGUCCGACCAACUCAGGGAAACAAGCUGGAAAUGUCUCCAGGCUACUGCAGCUAAUCAUUCAGCACACAGAGGAACUGAUCGUUAGCCGCUGAUGUCAGCCUAACCUUGUCGGGAUGGGAUCUAGUGUGUGUUUGUGUGUGUGUGUGUGUGAAUGGAAUGGGGGUGGGGGUAUGCAUAGAUGGAAGUUUGGACUCCAUCCUGUCAGAAAUGUUUGUUUUUCUGAUUAUAGAGGCAAAAAGGAAAAGACAGAAUUCUUUAGCUCAAUUAUAGGAUCCUAUCAUGGAGGUAAAAGUUUGUUCUUUUAAAUGAGCGGGACUUUUGUGCAGCGCUGUUAUUGACGUGCCUGCAUGUCACUAUUGUCAUGUCCUUUUGCUGCAGGAAAAGAAAAGAAAUCCUGCUGUGGUAGAGCAGAGCCACUCAUAUGGAAAUAAAGAGGGCAGUUUGACUUCACAUUUACAGCUAAAAAAAAAACAAUUUGAGAACAUAAAAAAAACAAGAAUGACUAAUACUAAGUGACCGUUUUUGGUGUGCAGAAGCUUUGUCGUCAUCCAAAUGAGGGAAGUUUGGAUAGUUAUAGUUUUGAUCCGCUUUUCUCUUUAUUGUAAUUCUUUGUGUUCUCCUUUGCGCUCUCAAGGGAGUGAACAGGCAUUAGGAGACGUAGUUUUAGGAGCUCCUGCAGGGUCAAGCAGGUUUAGGGUCACAGAGGACAGAGGUGGAGGGGGCGGAGGAGGAGGGUCCCUCAUGGGCUAAUGGGUUUAACCCGAACCCACAUGUGGAUUAGAGUUACAGUUUAACGCCGAGAAUGAAAGCAAGAUGAAUGCAGAUUGGACAUAAGCAGGUUUCAAGACACUUACAUGCAAAUGUGUUCAUCUCUUUUCUGAGAGGAAGGACAAAAAUGAGUGGUUUCUAUUCAUUUUGCAGUCCUCUGUCUUUCUUUAUGUGUGUAACAUAUGUAAGAAGAAAAUGACAGACAGCCUGGAUUUAAAUAGCAGAAAUUGUCACGCCUCGGUAACUUAAAUGUUAGACUGUCAGUACCGCACAUGACAUUACGCUAUGGAGCAACAUCCUUGUUUUUUGUGCUUUGUUCGUGUUGUCAAAUGAUAUCAUACAGAUUAUGUUUGCUGUCACCUAAAGGCCUUCUGUUUGACAAGAUGGGAGAAUUAAAUACCCUUAGCAAUAAAGUUCUCAGUUUUACAGUCUUAUUUUUAGGAGUGAGGUUGGAGUGAUGUCCAGGCUUUUUGGACUAGGGUGUCCAAUUUGGGCAUACAUACAUAUCCAAAGAAAUGGCAUGCAUUAAACCUCUCUGUCUUGAAAAGCAUUCUAAGUAUUCUUUGUGAUUGAUCUUGAGAAAUGUUAUCAAUCAAUUCUCGAUUACUUCAAACUUAGAGAAUAAGGAGGCACCAGUGUUGCUGGUGUGUAGGGAUACAGGUGUGUAAAUUCCUUCCUCUGAACGAUACUUCCAGAGAUUUAUAAUAUAUCCUCGACAUUCAUAUUCCUGUUGUUGGUGAUACUUUCAGUCCUCUAAAGGUUAUAGAGUUGAUAUGUUUCCAAUAUUGGUAUGCUGGCAUCGGUAUCAGCGAGUACUGGAUUACAGGCACCAAUCCGAUACCAUGUAAUUUAUUAAAUUAGUAAUUUACUCACUGGUUAGCUCCAUUAGGUCUGUUCUGUUUAAAUUCUGUUUUAUUUUAAAAAUUGGGGCUGCACUAUAUUUUUUCUUAAAAACAAUUAUUCCUAGAUUUAUUUCCAGAUUCUGUAAUCUGUAUCGGGAGGUAUCAGAAUAUCUCUAAACGGUUGUGUUUGUAGUUUCAGACUUCACAUUUUUAUUAAAUGUGAAAUUGUUGUAUGUUUCUUCACAAAUAUUCUUGAUUCAGUGAUCAUUCAUUUUCACUAUUGUGUGAAUCCAUAGGUUAGAUUGAAUUAGUCAUAUUAUAAUGCAUAAUUUAAUCCAAGUGACCUUAACUGCAGAUUUUCACUUCUUUGGCUGGUGUGAUGGUUAAACAAACAUGAAAGACUUAUGCAGGACAGUCAUCAUGCAAAUCGAGCUUAUUUGAAUUUGAAUUGAUGUGGUGUGAAAUGCCUCUGAAGUUUAAAAUGUAGAAACCAUUGUUGAUGGUUGUACUGGUGCCAGGGUCUUUCCAGGGAACAAAAUAGAACAUAAAAACACAUCACAUCUCUGUGUUUAAUCACUAAUCUAAAACUUUCUGUUUAAACACAAUUAGAGUUGAACUCUUGUGAAUCUCUUGUUAGCGAUUAAAAUGGUCACAUGUUUUUAUACACUGUGGAAAUCACACUUAAAGUGGAAGUACCUGCAUUUAAAGGUAAAUAUGGCUGUUGUGAUGAAUUAUUGUGUCCAUUUUAUUUAACCAGCAAUAAGUAAAACCACCAGAUUUUUUUUCCCUCCUCUGGAUGUUUUCUCCCACAUUGUGAUUCCUGAGCUGCUGUUUGCCUCCUACCUCAGUCCCAGCUGCCUUUCUCUCUCUCCCUCUCUGUGUUUGUCUGUCUGUUGCUCGGGGGCCUUGCAGUCAACUACACAGAGAAGAAGAGACCAAAGACAGGGAGCUUUUUACUACCCCCCACCACAACACACACAACCCCACUGCCCCACAUCUACCAGCAGCAGCAGCAGCAGCAGAAGCAGAAGCACCUUUUUCCACUGGCUCUUGAUGUUGUGUAAAGAAUCCCUGGCUCACUCACACCCUCCCUCUGGCUCUACCUCUGGCCCCAGCGCCCUGUUCCCACAUUGUAUCCAGAUGUGAGGAGGGUAGUUGAAGGGGGAAAGACAUGGGGCCCCCCUGGUAUUGCCCUCCUCUACCCCAGCCCCAAACUUAGAGCAUCCCAUCACUGCAGGUUUUCCAAUAUGAUCAGCUUAAAACUAGACUAAAUGGGUUUGACCUGAGGAAUAGAUACCCCGCUUUGACUCAUCCCUAUUUUUUUUAUCUUUGUCUCUGGAAAGUCCAUAAAAUUUCAAGAUGACUCAAAGUCAAUUUCAUCUUUCAUUAUUCAGUCAGGGUAACUCACAGAGUAGUUUGGCGCUAUUUGCAGAUAAAAAGGCUCCUCAUGAUAUUGACCCUCAUUUCAGCACUAUUCAGCCUCUGCCUGAAACACGUCUAUUUGGCUGCUUUUUAGUGGUCUCAAGUCAAACUGGGUUUGUGGGUGUUACUUUUAACACAGUUUUGUAGCCACAAAAUGACCCGAAAAUUACGCCUUUAUAUUAAAAAUAAUAAUAAUAGAAUCCUAGGCUAGUCAUUAGUGCCCACUUACCUCCUACUUUACCACUGUUAGCAUAUACUCACCUGUGUUAAAUUGACUGCUGUUAUUAUGUUGCAGCAUAAUGAGGGUUCUCCUUUAAACAUGCACAAAUGUCUCUUCACAUCUUCCUGAAACUGCUGUUUUAUCCAACCAGCUACAUCUGUUAUUCUUCCUCAAACUAAAACCUUGAAAACCUGCUGCUCUCCAGGCUGACUGGCUGUGAUCAUCUAAUCCCUGGUCGUAGACCUCUAUUUAAAGAGCAUAGCUGCUAAUCCCUCUAGAUUAUACCUGACCAACUCCACAAAAUCACCCAAUUAAUAGUCUUAGAAAAGGCCACAAAAUCCUGGCAUCCCUAAAAAAACAAACCCUGAUAAAUCAGGGAGAAAAAUCUGACCCAUUUAUGGAGUCCUAAUCUAAGGCUAAAUCUCAAACAGAGAGGCAGGUGGGGCACAGAGUAAUCCCUGACAGGAGGAACAUAUCUGUUUUGUAUGUGUUCCUUUAGAUUCCAAUGUAAGUGUAUCCACCACCCUUAAAUGACAUUUUAUGGGUGUAAUGUGGUUAUCAAAGGUUGUAUCUUCUGGUGUAUGUGCCCUGAAAUGACUCCUUGGAAGUGCAAACUGGUUUUCACAGUAAGGUUUGAGCCAGGCCCACAAGCAGCUGGUGGUCUUAAAUUGAAAUACCUGGAUUGCAGGCACCACAGGCAUCUUUGUCCCAGUUAGAUCUGAUACAUACUUGGAUGUAUCGGGAGUUUUUGAAGGCUUGUGCUGCCAACACUUUAACAGAAGCGGCAGAGCAUUGGUGCCAAAUUUCUGUAUUUUUAAAACUGCAGAUUUUUUUUUUCAUCAUAAAACCUUUAGAGGGGAUCCAAACAGUCAGAGUAGAAAAGCUCCCGAAACAGCAGUAAAUACAGCACAAGCUGUACAGCUGAUUGAAAUGGAGUCAGCAGCCCAUUGAAUGCAGUAUUUAUUAAUUGUGAAACAAAGUUCAACUCAAUUCAGAAGCAUGCUGUCAGCAGCAUCAAACACAUUACAGUAAUGCAUGUUUUGGGAACUGUAUGAUGCAAGCUUAGCUUAUAGUUGCUGAUGCUUGUGAGACAGUAUUUACAGUGGAGCUCCUUUUGAUCAGUCUAAAGUAUUUCACCUGCAACCAUGUCAGCCUUCAGCACGUUACACUGUAGUUUAUGACAGAGUAGCUCCUUUUCAGUUUAUGUUCACAUCACUAUUUAAUUUGCUUAUCUAAGAUUUAAACAAAUGUAUGCAAGUUAACUCUCUCCUCAUGUGUGUGUGUCGCUGGGCAUGAGCUGUCUCCAUUUUUAGUAACCCAUCCUGCAGUCUUUGAGUCAGACCCCGGUGCAGUGUGUUGUGUAAAGCUGUCCACUGGUGCGAUGUGGAGAGAAUGACAGUGUGCGUAAUCCUCAGUCACUUAUUUCUUGUGUAACAGGCCUACAUGUUUGGAGCGUUGGCCAACUGGCUGCUUGGCUGGCUUAAUGGCUGUUUUGCUGCCUGGUUGAUGCAGGUAACUCCCGAUGGAAGCGUCUGAUCUCUCUAGGGAGAGCUGCACAAACAUGACUGCUUGAUGCAACAUUUGCCUCCUCCUGUACUACCCCUGGUUUCUCCUCUUAGUUAGCAGUUCAGAUUUACUUCAGACUUUCUUACCCUCACAAUGAUGCUCAUAUUACAGCUAAUCUCAAAAUAAGAACAUCAGUUUUACACUUUAUGAAUGCUACGUAUCCAGUUUUCACAAAUUCAUAAGCACAUUACUCACUACUGUUUCUGUCAGGGUAUAAAUAUGCCAAAACUGCCUUUCCAUUAAGGCACAUCCAUCUUUGUUGCUGAAAUCUCUGUGCUUAAGACUCUACAGCUCGUCCUUAAGAAUAAGACAGCUGAUUUAUCGUUGUUGUCAAACAGUAAGGUGUGUAACACUGAGCAGCUGACACUUGGUGAUAGGUUAUUAAAACAACAGUGUAUCUCAUCCUCGAAUAAUUAAUGGUCUAACUCUAAAGUUUUAUUGAUGAUGAAGUGUUUGAAGCCAGGAAAUAAUUAUGUUGACUUCCAAGAUCCAUAUUGAUGCUUUGAGCUGGAUGCUAACAGUAGUCUGCCAGGAUGCUUAGUUGUAAUAUAACUGUCCUUAGUGUUGCAACCUUUGGUGCUGAAAAGUGAAACCUGUGCUGAUGUACAGAAGAAUUCAGGUCCUGGAGUGUCCUCUUGAGGGCGGCUGAAAAAGACACACGAUUCCCCAGAGGGUUUCAUGUUGAAAUUCUUGGUUUUUAACUGUGGAAUGACUCAUUUUUACAGAUUGAUUAAAAAAAUUAAGUUUACUCAUUUAUUUGAGCAGAGGAGGUUAUAUUUUAUGGAAUAAAUCCGUGCAGAUACUGCAGAGAGUAAAAGUUAUACACAUUAGGCGUUUGGUCACAUCAUAUUGUGCUGUUAAGCCUUUCAUACAUGUUUUUUUAACCUGCCUCUGUUUACUUAUUACUGAGCCUGGGAGGUGACAUGAACUUUUAUUUUCAAUUCGCAAAUAUCUUGCACUUGCAUUUUAUCAUAUCACGGGCGCAAUUUAGUAUCUUGUACAUGUGUUUUAUUUGUAUUUUUCAAGUGCAUUUUGUAAAUAAUUCUCUCAUUUGUGAGAGAAGAAGGACAGUGUCAUGGACAGAGAGCAUAUUAUCAACAUUAUCUUUCAUUUAGGUAUGACUCACGAAAAUAUACUUUACAACUUAUCCACAUUAGGAUCCUUAAAGCACAGCAACUUUGACAUUGGCGAUAUUCAGACUUGCAGGAAGUGAUUUUGUUUAUUAAGGAACAGUUAAUAAAUCGCACGUGCGAAUAAAAAACAAAAGUUAAUGUCACCUCCCGGGCUCCUCACCUUAACUUAUCACAGUACCAUCAGAGUCUUGUCAUUUAGUGUCACUCUGUAGUUUUUCUUCAGUCGAACCAUAACUGAGCAGUCUGCUGUAUCUCGUCGCAGGAGUUGUAUUUUCUCGUGUGUGUCAGAUUCUUGUCAGACUUGUAAUGUAAUAAGAUGACUCACUGGUGUUCAGCAUCAUGCUGUUGGUGCUCAAGAAGUCAGUUAUUCAUCAUAUCAGGUGGAAAACUUUAUAAACAAAAACAAUUACAUCAUGUCUGUGAUUUGCUGCUGUGUCUAAAGUGUAUUCAGGAAGGACUUAAAUGAAGUCUGGCCUGUACAUAGAGUAUAUACAGUAUGUGAAAGAGUUACGCAAACACAUCGCAACUGAAGAAACUCAAAAGUUUCCCUCUGAUGAGAGUUUGUUUCUCUCAAUAUUCGGUGAAGACAGUGGAGCCCAUUACCAGGUGGGGUGUCGGUCUGCAUUUUCUACCAGUUAUAAUCCUGCUUGCUUCCAGAUGCUGCUCUGGUAUAUUCACUGCUGUGUAAACAUGGCUACUGGUGCAGAUCAGGUUAUGCUAGAGUUUAUUGCAAACAGCCGUGUUCAGGAAUGCUACUUGUUUGUCGACAAGAUGCUGCGACCUGGUUUUCUUAGAGCCACCUGCGUCAGGAGCGCAAAUAAUCCAGGAGAGUGGCUGAUUUAUACACAAAAGGAUUUUCUUUUACUUCAUACGAAAUAUUUAUGUUUACCAAUUUGUUAAUGACUUCUCUGCACAUUAUAGAUUUAAUUCUAGUCUUCUUUUCAAGAUAUUUCAACUCUGGUCAUUAUCAUCUGUAUUCCUCCAUGAGAUGUUGUUUUUUCUGUCAAACCUCUGGAAACAGCUGCUUUCAAAUUUGAUCACUGACAGAAUUAGGGGUUUUUCUCUUUUCCAGCUCCUCGGUGGGACUGUUCCCUUGUUUUUUAACUCUUUAAACUAAAACAUCUGUCAAAACAGCAGAAAAAGUCAUUUCGACUUUCUCAGGGACUCAUCGGUCUCCACUCUUGAGUAAACACACCUACACACAAACCUGAUGAGCUCACGCACACACGCUUUGCAUACUGUGGCACACACACCUUCAUUUGCACUGCUUAGUGAGGGUUGAUUGGGAAGUUGUGGGAGGUUAGAGUGUAACUACACUACCGCGUUUUCUGUUGGAUGAGUGAUGACUGAGUGGAUACUGGCCAGCUUCCUGUGCUGUGGUGGAGCUGCAAAGAUUAUCUGUGAAAAAAGAGCCACAUAUUGACCGUUUGAGUAGCUGUGGAGGAGAAUUUGAGUGAGGCAAUGCUGAUUAUAAAAAUACACAUUUGCUUUUUAUCCCCACUGUGGUAAUAAACAGUCCAGAUUCCUAAAAAGUCAGAGUCCUCCUGUGUGAUGGACACAUUCUGCAGUGAGCAGCCCACAGCCUGCAUUUCUCUCUCUCUCUCUUUCUUGCCCUCUCUCUCUCUCUCACACACACACCCCUCUCUGUCUUCCUCUCUGUCAGCUCUUGUUAUCCCAAUCUAUCUCCUACCGUGACUUUACAUCACUAUUUACCACUUAUCCUCCCUCUGCUGCCCUCCCUCUCAUUAUUUGCUCUGCCUUUUCUACUCUCCUUGACAUGCAUCUCUCUCUCUCUCUCGUCAGACACUGCCUUGUUUUCCUCACUAUUAGUUUAGAGGUUUUCCACCGGGUGGGUUAACAAGCUGGCAUGAUUUCAUCAAUGUGAAUCAGUCAGCCUGAUAAGACGUGACCCAGAUGGGAUCUCUGGUCCUUUUUUAUACAGCCAUCCAUCAAAACAGCGCUGCCAUAUAAGCGCUCUCUCACCGUGAUGCCUGUCACCCUGCAGAUGAAAGAAAUGUGUCAUAUAGUCUCAGUGUUGCUCCUGGAAAAACUCUCUGUCCUGUAUUACAGGCUGACAGCAUUUGUCAUUCUCAUCUCUGGUUUGUGUGGUGUGUGUGGGGCUUCUUUUAAUGUUGGCUAUGAAAUCCUGGGCAGAUACUCAGGACACACUCAGGCACAUAAAACCCAAAACACUUGAGGAAAUAUUCAGAUGAUCUUUAAAGAUUAAUGGUAAUCCUAUUGAAUGAAUUUAAUUUUGAGUCGCAUGCUGUUCAUAUUCCACAAUAAUCCUACAGGGGAUGUUAGCAUGCUUGCAGGACAUGAAAGUAACAGUGGUCAAAUAUGUCUGUGCACCUUAAGUCCUUGAAACAAGUUUUAAAAAAUCAGUGCUUUUGCCACAUCUGCAAACACUGCCUGUUGUCAAAGCUUAGCAUGAGGACUGGAAAGAGGGUCAGCAGUUAGCCUGUAAGCUAACUCCUUGCACCUGCCAAACUUUUAAAUAUUUUGCAACGUGUGAUAUCUCAUUUCUUUUGUGUAAGCUAGGUAGCUAGCUGUGAGCCAGGUAGGCUUUGGUCUUUUAUUUCUUUCUUUACUUGUUUCGCUAGUGAAAGAUGUUUGUUUACGUUUGCUUUGUCAAACAACUUAGAUGGAGAAGAUGUGACUUCUACUACUUCUAUAUUGUUACUGUUUGGGCUUGAAAAGCAUUAUAGACACGGUUUUAUGGUGUUUUUAGGCAGAGAGCGCAGCUUUGUUUUAAACGUUGUUCAGAUCAAGCUGACUGCAAUACUGUAUGUUGUCCCAGUUAAACAACUCAUUUACAUUUUAGCGAAAAACUAGCGAGCAUUGGAGACAUGCCAGUUUAGCUUGGACUCAAUUUUUAACCCUGUAUGUUACCAGUUCUACAAAGUUUUUGGUAUUUCUGUUCAGUCUGAUUUUUGUUCUGAUUUUCAAUUUUUUUGAAAUUUGAACAUGGACUUUAUGGUGCUUGAAUGUUAGGUCAGUGUGUCUCAAAUGGAAAGAAAGAAUGGAAAGAACAUUUGAUUCUGAAGGCUCUUAUUUUACCACGAGUGACUAACCAGCAGUGGUUUUUAUCAUAAAAGAAUCGAACUGGCACAUUUAUCGCGGCUGCAUUGAACUACUAUAAUGAAAAUAAUUCACAUUUUGUCAAGUGUGGUAUUCAGUGAAGGUUCUAAAUAGCUACAGUGGUAAUUAUUUUGUUCCAUGGUGGCUUUAUUUCUGGGGUAUGGCAAUGAGUCGCCUAUAGUGUGACAAUGAUAAUCAUUAUUUCUACACUUUCUUAGUGUUACCCAAAGGUGAUUCAUGGUGAGUAAGACGCCUUUUAAUUGUCAGUGGAAUUACAUCUUUCUUACAUAUGCACUCUUACAGAAAGGAUUCAGUACAGAGCAGUCUGCACAGUAACACUUUCAAGGGGAAAAUUCGGAUUUUACCCUCAGGUAACUUUCUGUGGAGUUUUGCUUCUUCAUAAUGUUUGUGUUUUCUUUUUUUUUUUACUCUCUGUUUUUUGGUCUAUCGUGUGUGUUUGUACUUUAGAGCAGUUUGUGAACCACCUCACACAACAACAACUGCCUGUCGUAGCCCACACACUUUCUCUGUAGUAGAGCCAUCAGGAGAUUUCUGUGGAAACCCUCCCAUCCUGCCUGCCAGCUUGGUGUGUGUGUGUGUGUGUGUGUGUGUGUGUGUGUGUGUGUGUGUGUGUGUGUGUGUGUGUGUGUGUGUGUGUUGGCGGUAAGGCAGAGUCAAAAGCAGAUCUGUUGCCCUGUUAUGUUCACAUAUCUCCCCUUGACAGCUCUUACAGGAUGUGUUCAGCAGAUUUUGCCUCGAGGUGAAGACAGGUUCGAAAAUAAGGUCCACAGUAGGCAAAAUAUAUAAAAAAACAACAUUCAACUAAGUAAAUGAGAAGAGGAACAGAUAUUCUGAAUGUGCAUCUCCUAAAACUACUAAACGCUUGAGAGUUGUUCAUUUCAACUAGAAAUAAUUAUAAAAUCUAAAUUAUUUUAGCUUCCCAGUAAAUGAGGAGCACUUUUUUAAGACUGCGCUUGUUUGGAAGUUGCUUGGCAGUUUCUCUCAUGCUUUUGGGGUUUUUUACAUCUUGAUAUUGGUAUUUUCAUGUAGCAUUGACCUGAAAUUUUGCACACCAGCCCUCUUGUAAAACUUCCCUAAGCCACGUGCGACUACAUGUGUCCCAGCAGGUAAAUGUCACCAAAACUUUCAUCAGAGGUGUUAGCGUUCAUGUCAACCACUGAUGGACGCCUCUGAAACUUCUUACCUUUUUGAUCAAGUCCUUUACAUAUUGGAAGUUUGCAACAGCUCAAAGAUCAUCACACCUUGGCUCUCUCAAGCUGAAUAAAUAGUGUCUAACUUCACUACGGCUGUGUGAAAGCAUGAGAGGUUAACACAUAGCAGAAAGGCUUUACAUAAACACACUCUUCUCUGCACGAACACACACCUCUGUCUGCUCUGCCCGCUCCUAGUCUCACUUCUGUAACACCUUUGUCACUUCUAAUGCCAGCACAGUCACGACACCUCUUAGUCCCAUUAUACACUUUAUAUAAAAUGGAUAGAAGUUUGGAUGUUGCUAAAGGCCGAGAGACUUGUCAAAUUCCCCAAGUUUUGUCCCAGGUGUGAUGAUGUCAGUCCUACGACGCAAUCAGCCAAGUUGCUUGUGGGCGUUUGGUGGUUUUACUAGUGAGAAUGUUGGCAUCUGUGGAGCUAUUGUGAGUAGAAGUGAUGUUUUUACUCUUUAUACAGCCGCUAGUCGUACUAUUCUACCCCUGUUUCAUUUUGGUUGGAGACUUCACAGGGGCUUAAAUAUUGCAUCUUUAGCUGGCGUGUGAAAAGGGCUUAAAUGUCUUAGAGGUGUAAUGAUGGGACCAAGUUGUCCAACAUCUGAGCUGGCGCCAGAGUUCGUAUCUUAGGCAUUAAAAAGGCAGUACAGGAUCACUGCAGACCACUAUGUGAAGUCUGAGGAAUUGUGUAUGUGAAGUUCAGCUCUCAUGCUCCUGCAAUAGAGUUACACAAAUAGCCCAUUUAAACACAACAAAAGACUUUCAAGAGACUUAUUUAACACUUUUGCUGUGAUACUGCAACGCUAAAUCAAAUCCAUUCCAUCACUUGCUGCGGGGCCAUCAAAUAAAACGGUGAUAUCAGACCGUGUGACACCGUGAAAGACCGGUGGCCAGCUUUGAGGUCAGCGCUCUAAUUACACUUCAGAGAGACUGAUUUAGGUUCAGUUGCAGAGGUUGAGCGGGGCUGCAGAUGGAUGGAGGUGCGAGGAGAAGGAAGAGGGAGGGAGAGCUGUGAGAGCAGUGGACAGUUGUUCCCGGAGUGAAAAAAAAAAAAAGGAUGGAGGAGUUUCAAUUUGGAUUUAAAUCGAACACUAUCACCACAAGAGUCUCUUCUGCUGUCAUGCUCAUUUUACCUUUUGCUUAUUGUCUGUUUCUGCUUUUAUUUUUUCUCCUCACCCAUUUCACCUCCUCUUGGCUGUGAACAAACUUUUAAAAGAGAAGAUUUUACUGCAUCAAAUUAGGAUACAUACGAUUUUUUAUCAAGCAGGGCUGUAACUUUCUAUGAGAGUUAAGUAUCUGUGUGCAGAACAUGAAUAUUAACAAGAUCCUGUUACAUAACUGUAUUUCGAUCUUCCUCACUUAGUAUUUUGGGAUUAAGAUUAAGAUUUAUGUCAGAUUAAGGUCCAGGUCAAAGUUAAGGUUGAGUUUAAGGAUUUAGAGAUGAAUCAUUUGAAGCAGAAACCCAGGGUAAAGGAAAUUUAUGCUGUAAGCCUAUCUUUUGUUGGUGAACCCUAAGUUAAGAUCAUGUAAUGAUAGUUUGGCCUGUGUUGCACAGUGACAGUGUGUUAGUCUGUGUGUGUCUGUGUGUGUGUGUUUGAGAGGAAUGCUGCUGUGGUGCAUGAUGAGGGGGGGGACUCUAUGGGCAGGAGCACCCAGGGGUUAACGAGCGGUGUGAGAAAAACAGGCAGAGUUUGAGAAGGAGGGGGGAGGGACGUCAUGCACACACACGCACGCACACACACACACAUAGAUACGCAUUCAGAGCGAGUCCCAGGGGAAGCUGACGAUUGGGCCCAUGAGGGAGGCGGCUCUUGUUGAGCUAAAUCAAAGCAGCAGGUAUCUCUACUUGCUGAUCAGAUGAGAACUUCUAAGUGAUGUUUGGGUUUUUAGUUGAAUGGAUGAUUUUUUUCCUAACCUCAGUAGUCAUAAAUGAAACCUACAGGUGCGCACCAAUCCUGAAGCAGCAGUGUAAUGAGACAGCUGUUUCCACCAGCUAUUACAACAAAGUGUUUUAUCCCACUGUAAUGUACUCUAUAGGUCCCAGAACUGCCCACUUCUCCAGUAAUCCCACUCGUAUGGAGCGGUCACCAAAAUGUAAGAUGACAGUGUUGACCCAAACACCUGCCACUUCCUCCACACAUACACAUACGUUUACCCACACAGACCUGGUGGACUCUUUUCUAUCCAAAAAGCUCUUCUCACGCAAAUAGAGUGGGCAGGCAGGAUCCCCUCUCAGCCUAUUUAUCAGAGGAGGGGGAGUUUGAGAAGGGACAGACAGCGUGGACCCCCUCCAUUGUUCUGACUGGGUUUAAGAGAUGGGGGAGGCAGGGAUGGAUCUAGGAAUAGGAUGGGAAUCGGAGACCCCAACAAUGCCACAAAGCCCCCCACUGCUCUUCCUGCUUAUGAGCAUGACCUGCUCUGACAGAGCAGAGAUGGACCCCGAGUAGGGGGAAUUAGAAUAUAACUCGAACAAAACUUCACCCAGUUUGGUCUUGAAUGGAUUCUUAAAUCUACCUGAACUUAAAGUUGAUGAUGUAGGCCGACACUAGAGGGAGUGGCAUCAAUCCGACAAGAUCCAAACUACCAAAGCUUUGCCAAAUGAAGACACAUUCCUCAUGCAUGGGAUUGCUGCAUUGUGUUGUAGGAGCAUGGUCAAAUUCUUCAGUGAAUUGAUUAAAAAAUGACAGUCCUACAAGAAUCAAACCAAAUGACACAGAUUAACAUUAAUGAUCCAUACAAUGUAAACUAGUCCUACCUCAUCCAAAACUGGAGCAUGUCUUUGGCUUUUCAUGACUUUAUCGACAGAUUGAAGACAGAUGAUGAUGAGUGUUGGAAAGUUAUUAAACUAAUCCAUUAGCUCUUGAUAUUGUUAGUGACAUUUGCUUAACACUGAUUGAUUGCAUGAAAUAAGACAAAGUUACGAACAAACACUUAAGGUUUUUAACUAUUGUUGUUUCUCUGAGUCGGGAUUGCGACUUCAGGGAUGGUCAUGGGCAUAUAAAGUUACGAUUUGACACCAAGAGGGGGGGUUUAUCUUUGGAGGUAAGAUUUAAAAAUGACUUAUUUGAAAUCUAAGAUUGAGGACAAAGUAGUGGAGUAUUAUGAAUACUCUUAGCUGUCUAAUUAAAAAAAAUUGAAUAUACUCACAAAGCUUAUGUGUGAAAAGAGCAGAAAAGAGCAUUGAUAGCCCGACUUAAACUUCUCAAUGAUUAUACAACAGAACAUUCUCACUCUCGCUUGCUCCCUCGCAGGGAAUUUUCCUUACCUUUAUCUACUGCCGUCACACACUGGUUCACCAAACUUUACAGGAAAUGAUCCAAGCAGAGUCGGUAUGCAGUACUAGGCAGUUUGUGCUUUUGCUGCAUGAUAUUAAGAAGUAGUAUAGCAUUUUUUUUAAUAUAUAUACUGCUUUAUGAAAAAAUACAAGGAUUUAUGAGGAAAUGCUCCGAAACAAUUCCAUUUCAAAAACACAUCUGUUAUUUAUAAUUUGGAUCUUUAAGUGAUUUUAGACAGAUAUGCAUUAUGGAUCAAUCUUGGAUGACAGAGCAUGUUGUGAUUCAGGUCGCCUGACUGACAUUGCGCAUGUGUGCAUCAUAGUUGUGAUGGUUAAACAGUAUAUUGCUCGAAUCCAGAUCCAGAUCAGGGAGCGUCAAGUAUAUUACUGAACCAAGAAAGACCCAAACACACAGCUGCAUAACAUUCAUUGCAUCCAGUCUCUAAAGGACUGUCCCAUCUCAGCUUGAUUACACACACAAAUGCAUACAAGGCCAGAUGUGCUUCCCUGCAAGAAUGUGAGUUAUGUAAGUUGUACAUCCUGGGAUAAACUCACACAUUCGAAUAACAAGAAUACAGUACAACUAACAUUUCCUAGAACAAUGAAUUCCAGUUGAGAAUCUUGUUCGUGCCUUUUCAUUUUGAAAGAACAGACUUUUGUAUGUGUGUUUUUCACUUUAAACCACACAUGUAGGUUAUAACUGAUUCUGCAGCACUUCACAGCUGUUGAAAGAUUCUCAUCGUUUGAGGUUGCUAAAACCUCUUUUUUUUGUGCCACAGCUGACAGAUUUUUUUUUACCCUAAAAUGUCCUGAAGCUUUAGCAUGUGUGUGUUUUGCAAACAGCCCACACGUGUGUAUGUGUGUGUGUGUGUGUGUGUGUGUGUGUGUGUGUGUGGUUGUGUGCAUCCAGCUGUGCUUUACCCCUCAUUCUCUCCAUCGUAGAGCUCGCAGCAGACCUUUGUCUGCCAGUUUAGAGUCGGGUGUGAGGUGAAGAGCAGUUUGUUCAUAAUGGAUUAUUGAUUGGUCUGAGAAUACACUGCCUCUGCACUGUGUGUGUAUGUUUGUGUGUGUGUGUGUGUGUGUGUGUCUGUGUAUGCGUUAAAGAGACUCCAUACCAUCUCCUCUUCUGUCCCACUCUGUGCACUGAAUGUCUCCACUUUAUGAGCAAGUGAACAGAGGAUAGCAGGGUUUUCGGAGAGUGCUCUCUGUAUGUCAUGCUCUGUGAAGCAGUAUGCGCCUGAAUGUGUGUGUGCGAAUGUGCGUGCGUGUGUGUGUGAGCAGCUCUCUGUAUGGGCCGUUAAGCUUUCAAUGCUGCCUGUAUGAACCAGUGUUAAAAGCCCACAGUGUGCACAUAUAGACUUUGAAAAGAUGUGUGUGCACAACAUUAAAAGCCCCCUCUGUUUUGCUUCUUGAUUCCUCAGUUUCCUUGAAUGCAUAAGUGCGAGUUUGUGUGUGUGUGUGUGUGCGCGCGUGUGCAUUUCAACAAGAGGUCCACUCUUUAUUUGUGUGUAUUUUUCUUGAUUUUAAAUGCCUGUCUCUGUGCUGCUACGGCUGCCUCUGUGUAGGAGGGGAACAGAUCCCAUCACAGCUGAAGGAUGUCCCACAUGAGACCGACCUAUAGUCAUUAUCAGUGAUAAGGUGACAGUGUGAGUGAGUCACCCUGUUAUGAAAGCCAAUCUUGGCACCCUUGGGUGCAAGAGAUUUGUGUCACGGCUGCCUCUGGGAUGAUUGCAGUGAUGAAGGUGCUUCCUGCCUGGAUGAUGAGGAAGGAAGAGGCUUUUUCUUUCGAUGAUUUUUACUUUAAUUCUAGGCUCUUCAAAUGGUGGGCUGUAGUAGUAGAUUAAAAAAUCAUUCCACCACAAUCCACAUUUGUUCUGCAGCGUGAGUUUGUAGCCUCUAGAGGGAGCAAUUAAGCAGUUUGCAAUAAAACACAAACACCUUCUAACUUUCCUUCAAAAAUUUGCAGAUUGACUGAUCAAAAUGCCAAAAAGUCUAAUAGUUACACUUAAUACUUGUUAAAUGUAUGUCAUACUGCACAAAACUGAAAAUCCAUCUUUGCCAGGGUUCAAAUAUGUGAAAACAAAUACAAAACAGAACAAUCUAGCGGCUUUGAGCAGGUUCUCAUCUGGCCUGCCUACACAGUUUGACACUGUUUGUUUCAAAUUCACUCCAGAUGUGAACCUCAGGAGGCUCAGGAACAGAAAUAGCCGGCUGCUCUGAAAAUGUUGUGCAUGGAUGGGAAAAUAAGAGUGGAUUUCCUCCUCUUCGCCCACCUCUGCUGCCACAGCGCAGCGCUCAGAAAGCAGAACAGCAGAAGUUGAGCGUGCAAAGGAAGGGGAGAGAGAGAAAAAAAAAGGAACAGUUUGUUAUUGUUUGACACAGCAGUCAUUAUCAGCUGAGAGUAGGCCUCCACUCACUCCCAGUGACUCACGGUGAGGCAGCUUAAGUGACCAUUAAUGGCAUGUCUGACAUGAGACCAAUGACAGUAACAACAAGGGUGAACCUAGUCUGAAUUAUUUAAAGACAACCGAAUUUCUGCAAGAAAGAAAAACUGGAUUUAAGCACAAAGAGGAGAUGAAACAGCAAUUCUAGGUAACACACUCUGCCCGGUUUUAUUAAUCUGUGUGUGUGUGUGUGUGUGUGCGUAGUGUUAGUGUUGUAUGUGACGUUCAUAGCCUGGAGGAUGUCAAUAACAGUAAAGAUUUAUCAAUUGAAGUGUUCUUUUUAGCUUCAGGAAGGCUCUAAAUCCAUUUAUUGCACCAUUAUGGCCUUUAACAGAGCUUUGAUACCUCUCCUCUUUUUUGAUGACUUCGAUGAUUGCUAAUCCCAUCCAUCUUUCCUGGAUAGUUUCUCCCUCCUUAAGCCAAUUUGUCAUUUUUUCCCCCUUUGCCUGCAUGGCCAGGAGCCUGCAUUGUUUCCCUUCUGGGGGAUAAUCUCAUUACGUUUCAAUUUGCACAUACGACUGUCUGGUGGAUGACAGGCUUACUGUUGAAGAGUCUCAACCCCCCCAAAAGCCCUCCUGACCCCCAAUCAGCAUGGUCAUUUAAUAGGAAAUAAGAUUAUUACCCUGUUUUUUUUUUUAGUGCAAGACGUGGAAGAAACUACUAAGUAAUAAUGAGUAACAGUAGGAUGUGGAGGUGGAGAGCAGAUGGAACAGAUGGGGGGAAACCCACAUAGGAUGGAUAGACUGGGGUUGGACAGCUUUGUUUUUGCUGCUUUUUGUCUAUAAUCACUGACCUGGCUCGGUUGUGUUGGAUGUUAUUCCCAAAGCUCUGCUAGGGCCUUUUCUUAAUCUUUCCCCCGGAAAACCUAAGAUACUAAGGAUGUGCCUUCAGAUGGAUCCAUUUAGUCAUAUUUGGUUGUUUUAUCCUUUCGUAAAAGUUGCAUGUGGUUCAUGUAACAACAAAAAUCCAGCAUCCAUCGCUGUACUUUUAGUAUUGUGGUAACACCCACAGACUGUGUAUGGACGCCAUCUGCCUCCUUGCUGGUUGAAGCCACCCCAAGAACAGCACCUUCUGGUGACGGGCUGCAGUAUAGGUCAUAAAUCCUGCCUCAUCCGGCAAUCCCUAUGGAGCUGUGGACAAACUUCAGAAAUUGAUUACACAGAAUAUAAAUUUUUCUCCCCCCCGCUUGUGAUGUUGACAUGUAGUUAUUGUAAGACUGGUUUGUGCUCAAGUCCUCUUUUUUCUGUACAGCUCCGUUUUUAAAAGUUAUUAGGGGGUUCAUGUUUUCUAUAAGCCAGUUAUGAGAGUCAUCCAGCACCUCUUUAUUAACCUCACAGAAACCAUUUAGUCUUUUUUAAAAUGCCUUGUAUAGAUAAUAGCAUUCUAAUAGCCAAAUGUAAUCGAGAUUGUGCCACAGCAUAAAAAGCUGAUUUAGACCUGAUAAUUUGACCUUAAAGAAAGAGUGUGGUUAGUCUCUUCUCUAUGUGGACCUCCCCCUUUGUUGUUAACAAAGUUGGUAUCAGAAUGCCCCUCCUUUCUUGAUUUUGAUUGAUCAGAGAUCAGUCAAUCAAGCAUGGCAGUGUUCCAGAAGUUGAACCAUUUCUAACUUAGAUCACUGAGAGCCACGACAUUAGACAGCCGAAGCUGAGUGCAUUUUUGCGCACAGGACUCUAAAAUCGCUGAACUUCACUGGCUUUCGUACAGAAAAUAGGCGCCUCCAGUGUAACAAAGUACAUUGAUGGACAGUGUGUGUAAUACUCAGAGACAGUCUACAGGCAGACUCUGCGCUAUCAGCUGCAGAAGUACAUCUCUGUUAUCACCCACAGACAGAACACAUGCCAGACGUCUCUAACUGAAACAGCACUCACACUUUAGGUGUCAAACUCCUCAACUGAGUUUAAAGUCUGUAACACACUGAGAAUAUCAUUAUAUAUUCACACCUAUCAAUAAUAAAUAACUGAAUAACUGCACUAUAACUGUAAAACUCCUUGACUUCAGCAUUCAUGGUCCCUCGAGGCUUUGCUCCAACACAUUUGUUCAAACUCAACUUCUCACCUCUGGGUUACAGCAACAUCAUACAACAUAUCAAACUAAGGGCGGCAUGGGUACAGAGAUCAGAGAAAAAAAAAGUUGUGAUUUUCACAAAAUCUUGUGUGAAAACAAACACAGCUAAGAUUGUUUUCCAUUCACUGCUGUUUUCUUCUCUUAGUUUAUCUCAGUUAGCAUGGUAACAUUUGGCUGAUUACACUUGACAAAAAAGUACAGCUAGAGCUUGUAAAGAGUUAUAAGUUCUUUAAUGAAUUACUUCAAAAUUUAAUUUUUGACAUCAUGAUGUUUCGAAACAGAAAGUCACAGAACUCUAAGGUGAUGAGUUUCGAUUCUGUCCAAAAGCUACUUUUGUAAACCUUCAGUGAAGAAUAAAUGUCAGAUUUAUCAUUAAUCAUCCUCAAGAGAACAUGGAUGUAUGUAGAAAGUGUUAAAAACUGAAUGAUAAUCACGACUGUCAACUAUAAAACCAUGGUGCUGAAAAAAGUUUCUUUUUUUUCAAAGUUUUCAAAUGCAAAAUCAAAAUAUGAGCCUCCAUCCUUUAUUAAAAUGAACACUGGUAAAUCUUGUUUGUUUUUUAUGAAAUCUCAAAGGCCUACAUCUGAAAGUAAAUUUACGUUCUCAGUAAUGUCAUCCACAGCUGCACUUCUGGCUGGAACAGCACUUGUUAGCUGAGGGCCUUCGCUUACUAAGCACUCCAGGAGGAAGUAUGGGGAACCAUUGAGCUUGCACUGAUUUCAAUAGCAUAAAUCAUUUUGGAUAGAUAGGUCGCUCCGGCGCAGGGUAGUCAUUUUCAGUGUGAGAGUUGAAGACAUAUGAUUGUUCUUGUGCUAACGUCCCUCCUCCACCACCUUAUCCUCUCAUGAUUAUGAUCAAUUAUCCACUUAUAAUUAAAGGCUGGCAGUAACUCAGCUUAUGGGCUCUGGCACUUUAUGUAAUAGCCUGUAAUAAUGCUGUCAGUCACAUUUCAUAUAGUCCCACUCUCAGGCUCCAGCAUCUGCUGGAAUUAAUACCCCAGUAAAAAUGUGUCGGUGAUCAACAGUUAUAACAUAAAGAGAUCUUAUUUAAUGAUGUUUCCAAUGAGCUUACAGAAAGGAAAGAAGAAAGGGUGUGAUUAACAGUGAGUGAUUCUUGUGAGAAGAAUUGAACCUUGCAAAAGCCAAUAAUCAGCGGUAAUAAUGAAAUGUGUUUUAAACAUAUACACAUAUCAGUUGUAGCAUUAGAAUCAAAUGUUAAGAGCCGUAUGGCCCCCCUCUGGUUUGGCCAGUAAUGAGAUAGUCCCGACCUGACAUGACACGGACUCCACCAGACAAUGUUCAGGUGUGUGGUGGUUUCUGGCAACAAGACAUAAGCAGGAGAUCCUUGAAGUCCUUUUAGGUGCAGCUGGAUCAGACUUGGCUGUCCAGUACAUUCCGCCCAUGCUCAAUUGGGUUGAGAUUAAGGAAACUUGGAGACUAAGUUAGCCUAGUUUUGACCUUCAUUCAUUGCUCUGUGAUCCAGUUUCGAUCGUCAUGUGCCCAUCGUGGGCAUCCUGGUCACUCUGCAGCUACGCAGCUCCAACAAACAACUGCACUGUGUGUUUGGACACCUUUCUAUCAGAACCAGUGUCAACUCUGUCAGCAGUUUUCUUUCCUUUAUUUUAAAGGGACCCCCACUGCUACUGACUAGGAACACCCCAUAAUACAUACUUGCAGUAUUGGAGAUGCUCUAACUCAGUUGCUUUGCCAUCACAGUUUGGCUCUUCUCCAAGUCCCCCACAUCCUUAAUCUUGUUCAUAUUUUUUAAACAUGUUAAUUUCAAUUUUCUACUUUUUACCAAUAUAUCAUGCCAACUGACAGGGGCCAUAAUGCAGAUGGCUGACUGGUGUGUGCUUAAAUAAUAUAAUGAGUAUGAAUUAAUUAAACCUAAUAGUUGUCGGGAAGCAGACCAAACAACAACAAAAAAGAGAAUUUGCUAAUUGUUUUCUACAAAUAUAAUAAUAAUACAUUUAUUUGUAAAGUAUAGGAGGUAUGAAAGCAAAACAAUGUCAAAGUCUUUGUCUGUUUCCUUUUUGAGCUCUCUUUCUCUCUCUCACUUCCCCUCUCUCUCUUUUAUUUUUUCUGUUUGACUCUCCCUCGACCCCAUUCAACUCCUGUCUGAGAAAUAGAGCAAAGCAAACUGUCUGAAGAGCCACUUCCUGUUGUGUACUUAAGAUCCCUGUCAUGUGAUAGUGUCAGUUGAAGCUGGUGUGUGGGGCCGGUAUGGGGAGAGAAUAUGGUGGCAGUGCUGAUCUUGCUGAUGUGAAUAGAGGCUCCCACCACCACAGCCACCCCCUCCUAACUCUGAUUGUGUAAAGUGUCGACUCAGCCAGUGCAGUGUGCAGGCCCCCCCCCCCAAGCCCUGAACGCUUCAUGAGUGUCCACAACCAACAGAGAUGCGCGUGUGCAGUGGUGUCAUAGAUUUGUAUUCAUCUUUUUACAUGAUGAUCAAUUCCCACAUACCUAAUGAGUUUGUGUUUUGUUAUUGUCUGGUUGUGGUCCAACACUUCACCCUUCACAAUGGUUAUUGAUAUGAAAACGCACAAAACAGGAAUAGUCAAUCUUGGUGCAAAUUGUUUUAUUUGCUUUAAGGGGCAUCACAGCUAAAAUCAGUCAGUUUCAUCACCAGUUAAAAACCCCUAACAGAGGCCUUUAGUGGUUUUUAAAUUUCCUAGCAGCUUGACAGAUCUGCUCUGACACAUGCAGUGCACUGUAUAUAUAAAUAGUAACUAAAUAUGUAGGCUAUAUAUGAAAUUAGUUAAUUGCUUUGAAUUCUUAACUAAUCUUUUCUUCCUCUUUCCCGUGUUCCCCCCUUUUUCUCUCAUUUUCUUCAGGUGGAUGAUAAACAGCACCUACAGAAGGACACACGUCUAUGACCCAGAAGUCGCCAAUGUGCCGCACAUCUGA
Messenger RNA from Xyrichtys novacula (pearly razorfish), 54870 nucleotides. Lineage: Eukaryota; Metazoa; Chordata; Actinopteri; Labriformes; Labridae. The record is from the annotation of a GenBank genome assembly.